Molecule: messenger RNA, 80940 nt
Organism: Pelobates cultripes (western spadefoot toad)
Lineage: Eukaryota; Metazoa; Chordata; Amphibia; Anura; Pelobatidae
Source: the annotation of a GenBank genome assembly
AUGAGGGAGUGGUGGCAGUUUAGAAAUCAUGUCCUGAUUUUUCAGCUUUUGCCAGCUCCCACUCUAGCUUUGCCAUUCAUUCCUAUGGGACAAAUUUCACCACAAGAACGACGAUAUUCCGUGAACCAUUCGGCGAAACGUUCCACAAAGUAAUAGCAAUCCGAUCGGGAACAAUCUGCACGUUUUGGUAAAUUUUUGUCUAUCUAGUGUAAAAACUGUGGGAGGAGUUAGGGUGGCAAAUUUGGCUAUAAUAAGAAUAAGAAGUUUGUUUGUUUUUUAUUUUUUUUUUAGAAGUGGCAAUGCUUGUAUUUGUCAACUUGCAGAGACCACACUUAGUACUAAAACCACUGGCCCAGUACAACGUACACUAUUAAAUGGCCAUUUUACAACCAAGAAAACACAAUGCCUUCUACUGACUUGGUUAUGGCAUUGCGGUUUCUAUUUCCUGUGGCAUUGCGGUUUCUAUUUCCUAUUUCCUUUGUUUCAGCAGGAUAUUUUUUUCUUUUUCUUUUGAUGUUGCCAACUUACAAAAUGUAGUAGAUUGUACUUUUUCUUAAAAAUCACAAUGUUUCCAGAAAAUAACUGGGGUCUCUAAUAAGUAAAUCUACCCUGAUGACUACAACUGAAUAGUAAUUUGGUGUCUUGCAUUAAAGGACCACUAUAGGCACCAGACCACUUCCACUCAAUGAAGUGGUCUGGGUGCCAGGUCCAUCUAGGGUUAACCCUGCAGCUGUAAACAUAGCAGUUUCAGAGAAACUGCUAUGUUUACACUAGGGUUAAUGCAGCCUGUAGUGGCUGUCUCAUUGACAGCCACUAGAGGCGCUACCACACUUCUCACUUUGAAAAUCAGUGAGAAGACGCUGGACGUCCAUAGGAAAGCAUUGGGAAAUGCUUUCCUAUGGACUGUUUGAAUGCGCGUGCGGCUCUUGCCGCGCAUUCGGCGCUGACGUCAGCAGAGGGAGGAGAGUUCCCCAGCGCCGAGGGAGCCCGGCGCUGGAGAAAGGUAAGUGUUUAACCCCUUCAGCCCAGCGGGAGUGGGACCCUGAGGGUGGGGGGGACCUAAAGACCCUAAAGUGCCAGGAAAACAAGUUUGUUUUCCUGGUACUAUAGUGGUCCUUUAAUAAGGACGUGGGUCUUAAGGUUUUAUAAGGAUAGUUAGUUAUUUCUGAUUUGGACAGCAGUAAGGCUGCAACUUCUGUAUCUAGAGUAAGGAUGCAGGUAGAUCAUUGUAUGGCAGCAAAACUAAUGGGUCCUUAUAUACAUUUUUAAUAUUUGUCCUAUUUCUUACAGAAUUUCUCUGACACGGAAUGGUGAGAAAUUACAAGCUCAGGAUCACCUUAUAGUCCAGGAAUACAUUGACAAGCCCUUUCUAAUGGAAGGUUACAAGUUUGACUUGCGUAUCUACAUAUUGGUUACCUCUUGUGAUCCGCUGAGAAUAUUUAUUUACAACGAUGGGCUCGUUCGGAUGGGCACAGAGUCCUACAACCAACCCUCAGAGUCUAACUUAGUGAGUAAUUUUGCUUUAGUACACCAUGCAGAAUGAGUACAGAGUCCAUGUACAACGUUUCUGUAGUCUUUGUGCAGUUUUCACCCAUCAUAAAACUGUUCAUUGAGGUAGUGAUGGUCACAUUGUUCAACGUAUGUCCGCAUGAACAGGCCUGUUUGAGCUGGGACUUUGUUUCUCCCAAAAACAUUCAAGAUUAAGCACUGAAUUUUGCACAGAAAUUAAUUGAAAAGGACUGUUUUUGAACCAAGUUUGCCAUUCUCAUAUUUACCAAAAGAAAUCCAGUCAAAGAUUAUUAAUGUCAACCAAAUGAACGGAAUGCCAUCGGUACCAUUUUGUAUCUGGUUUAAAAUGAUAGUUGUGUUUUUUGUUUGUUUUUUUUAAACGUAUAUCCUGUAUAAAAUCCCUUCCUACCCCCUUAUUUACCUAAGCCGAAUGCAUACUAGAUAAUACCUAGAUGCAGGCAAAUCCUGUAAAUAAAUUCACUUGCAAACUGAAUGCAAAUCUAUUGAAAUCUGAACUGUUUGCCCGCUGGCCACACCAGCAGCUAGGGGGUAAAUAGUUUUGUUUUCAGCACUCGGUUCCGGUUUUCAGCAGUUCCGUUACUUCCGGACAGUCUGAAAUCAGGUGGAUAUUCAUGUCCUUUCAAGUGCUGCUUUGCAAAUGCUGGACAUUGAAAAACCUUAUGAACAUUGUCUGGAGUUUGCUGUCAGAGUACGCCUGGAUGCAUCUACCAUUUUAUUGUUCUUUAAACCCGUGGCAUUCUGACUUUAGGGAAUAAACCCCUCUGAACAAAGCAGGCUUCUGUUGGUUCUUGAUACCUUGAUUGUGUCACUAUCCUUUAAAUACUUGUAGACAUACAGCUGUUUUUUGAAUUCAUACAUUGAUAGUAAUGUUUCCCUGGACCCGUUCAUUUGCAAUUACUACAAGUUGGUCAAAACCGUGCACAAACUGAUGCACUAGACUUAAAGUCGUUUAGAUUCUAGCUCCCCCUUGUGGACUGCUAUGGCAUUGUCUUCAGGUGUUCUAUUUUUUGUAAGCACCAAGGUUAAAAAAUAGCAGCCUGCAAUUGAAUUCUUGGAAGCAUGUGUCCUUGGUUACAUUGAAAGGAUCAUUUUCUAAACUGCUCUAAAACGCGUUUCUUUUACAAUUAAUCAAUAACAUUUAACAUAUAAAAGUAAGUAAUGAUGUUUGUAAGUGAGGCAAUGAUGCAUUCGAAGGCACUGUUUAAUGUUAAAAGGUUAAUUCUGCUUUUAACACUAUUUUUCCUUACUAUAGAGUAAGCAUUGUGACAUUAUUUUGUUAUACCUACAGUUGUCAUCAAGUUCUCUGUUUUGUCUGCUUUAUCCGUCAAAUCAAGGCUUCUGCGUUCUGCAUUUAUUAUUCUUCCGCUUGACAUACCCAGUGUAAAUAAACCGGUCGCUGUAAUUGGCUGCGAUGUGCCUAAUUAGUCAGUUAGCUGUAGUUUGUGUUUUUAAGGGAGUACAUGGCAAAACCCAUGCAUAGCUGUGUGUAGGAGGAAAAUAUGUGAACGCCACAGCAGAAAUCUGUUCAAACAAGAAUCCCAGGUCUUUAAAAUGUUUUCAGUUAUUCUUAGAGUCAUUUACUAAUGUGCAAAUUGUCUGGAAUUUAAAGUCCAUUUUCAUAUUUUACACCAAAAUGAUGUAAUGGAUAACAUUUCCACAUUGGCUAUGUUCUCAAUUUUUCUAUUUUGGCCUAAAAUUUCAAAUUCUAUUUGAAAUCCCAACCGCUCUCACUUUUUUAUGUAAUCCCAAUAUGGACCCGUUCACUAUGCCUAGAGAGCCAUCAGCCAGAUCGCAUUGGUGAGGCAGAAGAAGGCCAACAUUUUGGUCAUACACUAUCAUUUAUGCAGAGGAGAUAGAUCUGACAUUUUGGAAAAGGGUCUCCAAAACAUUCACCCAUGAGAUGAAAAUUCUCAAAGUCUACAAAUCUGCUCUCAAAUACAUUUUUCAACAAAUUUAUUUACUAAGAGUUUAUAUUCUUCUCUGGAUAUUCUGGUGUAAUUGUGUUGCAGUAUAGAAAAUUGGGAUGGUUCUACUUGUUUAAAUUGUGACUCAAAUCAAGUAAGUUUUUUGCCUUGAAGGCUAAUGCAUGGGUAGCUAGUCAAAAGAUAAAUUCAUUUUAAUUCAUUAUUUAGUUUACAUAGGUGUCCAGUUACGACUACUAGAAAUUCUAAAUCACAUUAAAAACUUAUUUUUUUUCAGUAUUAUUGUUGCUUUUCGUUUAUUUUAGAAAAACAAUGACAUCUCCUAAUAGUUCUGCACCCUUUUCAAUGCAUCUGCAUUAAUUGAGCCAGCAAUUUUCUGUGUAAUAAACCAGAUCACUGUGUUGAGAGUCAAUGUUUUCUAAGAUAUUUUUGAAUUGCCCAUGAUUCAUACCAUGGACUUGAAUGAUGUUAAUUGCAUUGGCCAACAUUCUCGCCAAUCUCUUAGAUUUCAGAUCCUUUGUGCACAGCUGCUGUUGAUGUAUGGUACAGUGGCAAUUAAUCUAUUCCAUGUCACUGGUACCCUGAUGCUCUAUUAGCAAAUAUACAAUUUUUUUUCCAUUCUUGAUAUGAACCAGCCAUUGAUGGAGCCCCAUCACUGGCAAUACCCAGUGUCUCCAGAUCUUACUCAUACUGGGUUAUUCAGUACAGUGAAAAUCUAAAGUGAAUUGAAGUAUCUUUAAACUGAUUUGAAAGAAAAGUUUCACUCCUCUCUGGACCUGAUAAACCUUAUAAACCUUCACACAGACAUUCAGCUCAGUAGGCAGUCUCUUAAAUAUAUUCUUUGGCCUGCAAGUAACUGCUGCAGUUAUUCAUUUUUUUGUGUGGUCCUUCCCCUUCCAACUUUGAAAACUCAGAAUGCUUUGUUUCAUAGUGUCGUUUUGAUGUUGUAUUCUUUGCAGGCAGACACUGUGAAGUUACCUGCGAGGCAUGUUACAAUACCAUUGUUGUUCAAAAUACAGUACUUGAUUGUCCACGAAUCUGGGAAUUUCAGAUUCUCCGCUUUAACCUUUUCUUUUUAAGCACACUGGUUCAUAUGAAAUACUGAGAAGUGUGCUUGAAAUGUUUCACACGUGCACACAUAUCCUUUCAAUGCCUCUAGUUCUUUGAAAAAACUGAGUGACACAUUAGUUUCUACACAAUGAAGAAAGUCUUCAGGCGCUACAAUCAAUCCCUCAACCUUAAUUUUCUUCUUAUAUAACAUAUGUAUAACAUUCAGAAUGACAGGGGGGAGCGUAUUGGGGACUUUAACUUGUGGCUUGGUGAAUGGUGUCAGGAACAAGGAUUUGGCUUUGUUUAUCAUGAUAACUCUAUUUGGAAAAGAAUUGAACUGUACAAAAAGAUGGUUUGCAUCUUUCUCAAAAGGGAACCAGUUCUCAAUGAGCAGUUAAGAGGUUUUCCUAGGCGGUAUUUAAGCUAGGAGGGAGGGAUCCAAAGGGUGAUAAAACAUCAACCCAAUUGCCCCCUAAAACUAGGACAGAAAGUGUCUGUAGCAAGUGUGUUAAAAAAUAAUAAACUUAGAUUCAUGUCUUCAAAUGUUCGCAGUUUAGCGAAUAAGAUCCAUGAAUAAUGGCAACUAAAAAUGUAGAUUUAGUGAUUGUUACGGAGACAUGGUAUAAUGAGAAAAAUGACUGGGAUAUAGCAAUACCAGGGUACUCUUUUUAUAUAGAGAAGACCGGAAAGGGGGAGGUUGUCCCUCUAUGUGAAGGAUAGCAUAAAAUCUAACCUAAUAAAAGUUAGUGAGGCGAACAUAGAGUCCGUUUGGGUUACGUUACAAUUUGGUCAUCACACAGGAACUCGUGUAGGUGUGAUUUAUGGGCCCGUUGGAUAAUCUACUAGUUGAGGAGUUAGCUAAAAUGACAUUGAAGGGGGAACCGAUCAUCAUGGGUGAUUUUUAAUCUUUUUGAUCUGAAGUAAAAAAACAAUGCCAGGAGCACACAUAUUCUAAACUACCUAUUGGGUUUAUCUCGAAAACAAGUCGUUGAGGAGCCAAAUUGUAAGAUUUAAUGUUAACAAAUCUCAAUUUGUUAUAAGACAUUACUGUAGAUGAAAGCUUUGGAUCUAGUGAUCACCAGUCGGUGUGGUUUAAUGGAGCCCUAUAGGGUCAGGAACACAAACAUGUACUCCUGACCCUAUAGGGUUAAAACCACCAUCUAGCCACCCUGGUCCCCUCAUGCCUCCAUAAAUAUAGAAAUCUUACUUGUUUUCAAGUCUGGAGCUGCUUGCAUUGUCCCUGUUUCCUUUAGACCUGCCCACUGCCUGCUGACAUCAUCAGAAGUGGUAGACUGAUCCAAUCACAAUGAUUCCCCAUAGGAAUGGCUGAGACUGACAGAGGCAGAUCAGGGGCAGAGCCAGCAUGAUUCAAACACCGCCACGGCCAAUCAGCUAUGACCGCUAAUUGAAUCAAUGAAUCUCUAUGAGGAAAGUUCAGUGUCUGCAUGCAGAGGGUGGAGACACUGAAAGUUGGAUGCAUGUUAGGCAGCCAUGACCCAGGAAAGAUCUCUAACAGCCAUCUAAGGAGUGGCCAGUGAAGCUAUCACUAGGCUGUAAUGUAAACACUGCAUUUUCUUUGAAAAGACCAUGUUUACAGCAAAAAGCCUGAAGGUAAUGAUUCUACUCACCAGAACACAUUCAAUAAGCUGUAGUUGUUUUAGUGACUAUAGUGUCCCUUUACCAUAAGUAAAAUGUGAAGUGACUGAGUCACACCACACAAAAACAAAAGUUUUAGAUUUUAGAAAAACAGACUUUUCUAAAAUUAGAAUAUGCAGCAUAAAGGACUCAUUAUCAGACUUAAGUGUUUAAAUUGAGUACAGGAGAAAUGGGAUUCUUUAAAUUUGCACUUUAGAAGGCAACAGAAAAUCGCACUAUGCUUGUUUGUAAGCGUAAACAAUUUAAGAAACCACUGUGGUACUCUGCAAAAGUGGCCAAAACAGUAAAAAAACUAAAACUUAGCAUUUUAUUAAUAAAAAAAACAAACAAACAAAAAAAACAAAGUGAGGGAGACGGACAACUCUAUAAUAUUAGACAGAAAGAGGCAAAGCUAGUUAUAAGAGCUUCCAAAGCACACACAGAAGAGAAAAUAACCCAAUCAGUAAAAAAGGUGGAUAAAACACUUUUAGAUACAUAAAUGAGAAAAGGAAAGUAAAACAAGGAUUAGUUAGACUACAAGCAAUAGCAGGAAGGUAUGUAGAAGAGGAUGAAGGUCUAGCUGUUCAGUUUUAACAGAUGUUAUGUUAUUUAUAUAGUGACAACAAAUUCCGCAGCGCUUUACAGUGGGUGGACGAACAUACAUGUAGUUGUAAACAGACAAGUUGGACACACAGGAAUAGAGGGGUUGAGGGCCCUGCUCAAUGAGCUUACAUAGUUAUAGUUACAUAGCUGAAAAGAGACUUGCGUCCAUAAAGUUCAGCCUUCCUCACAUAUGUUUUUGCUGUUGAUCCAAAAGAAGGCAAAAAACAGUCUGAAGCACUUCCAAUUUUGCAACAAACUAGGAAAAAAUUCCUUCUUGACCCCAAAAUAGCAGUCAGAUGUCUCCUUGGAUCAAGCAGCUAUUCCCCCACUAAUUAGAAAUGAUAUCCCUGUAUGUUAUGUUUUUGCAAGUAUUUAUCCAAUUGCAGUUUAAACAUCUGGAUAGACUCUGACAAAACCACCUCUUAAGGGAGAGAAUUCCAUAUCCUUAUUGCGCUUACUGUAAAAAAACAAAACUUUUCUUUGCCUUAGAUUAAAUCUCCUUUCUUUCAGCCUAAAUGUGUGACCUCGUGUCCUAUGUAUAGCCCCGUUUAUGAAUAGAUUUCCAGAUAAAGGUUUGUACUGGCCCCGAAUAUAUUUGUAUAAUGUUAUCAUAUCCCUUCUCAGACGCCUUUUUUCCAAACUAAACAGAUUUAAAUUUUUUAACCUUUCUUCGCAACUAAAAUGCUCUAUUCCUUUUAUCAAUUUUGUAGCUCGUCUCUGCACUUUUUCUAGUGCCAGAGGGUGCUAGAGGGAGUGGGGUAAUGUGACACAAAAGGUAAGAAUAGCAUUAGACUAAUGACCGUUGCAAGAGAGGAAUGAGUCGGGAGCUAUUGACAGUUUAAUUGAUACGCUUUUAUGAAGAAGUGGGGUUUUAAAGAUUUUUUUUUUUUGAAGGAGUGGAGACUGGGUGAGCAUCUCACGGAGCAGGGAAGUGCAUUCCACAGUAACGGUGCAGCCCUCGAGAAGUCUUGAAGGCGAGCAUCAGAGGUGGGAGUACGAACAGAAGAUAGACGUAAGACUUCAGCUGAGCGCAAGGGCCUAGACAGGAUAUACUUGUGUAUUAGGGAGGAUAGAUAGGUGGGAGCAGCAUUAUGUAGAGAUUUGAAAGCAAGAAUCAGAAUUUUAAAUUGAGCCCUAUAUCUUACAGGAAGCCAAUGUAGAGACUGACAGAAGGGUGAGGUGUGGGCGGUACGGGCAGACAGGAAGAUGAGCCUCGCCGCCGCAUUCAAUAUGGACUGUAACGGCGCAAGUUGGGAGCAUGUAAGACCACUGAGAAGCGGAUUAACUAGGGUUGGAUGCAAUGUUUUUGAGAUGGAAACGACAGUAUUUGGUGACAGACUGAACAUGAGGCAUGAAGGAGAGGUCGGAGUCAAAGAACACCUAGGCAGCGAGCCUGCGUGGUGGAGCUGAUGAUAGCACCAUUGACUUGAAGGGAGACAAACACAGGAGUAGCAACACUUGAGGGAGGAAAGACCAGAAUUUCAGUUUUGGUCAAGUUGAGUUUUAGAAGUGGGCAGCCAUCCAGUUACAAAUAGCAGAGAGGCAGUCAGAGACAGUAUUUAUGAGGGACAGGGAGAGAUCAGGAGAGGACAGGUGGAUUUGCGUGUCAUCCGCAUAGAAAUGAUAUUGGAAACCAAAGGAGCUAAUGAGUUUACCAAGGGAGGCAGUAUAGAUAGAUAACAGUAGGGGACCAAGGACUGAACCCUGGGGAACACCAACAGAGAGGAGUUGGAGAGAAGAAGCAGAGCCAGAGAAAGAAACACUGAAAAACUAGCAAAACCGGUAACCGAUUUAUUUAACCAAUCAUUGUUAAGGGGAUUAGUCCCAGAAGGUUGGAAGUUAGCGAAUGGUAACAAGAAAGUUAGUAGGAGUCGGGCAACUAUAGGUCAGAAAUCACAUGGAUUUGAAAAUUAGAGACAACAUGGGUUUACGUCGGUAAGAUCAUGCCAAACUAAUCUUAUUGAUUUUUUUUUUUGGGGGGGGGGUUGUAACUACAAUAAUAGAUCAGGGUGGUGCAGUAGACAUUGCUUACCUAGAUUUCAGUAAGGCUUUUGGCACUGCCCAGCAUAGAAGGCUUAUCAAUAAACUGCAAUCUUUGAGUUUGGAUUUUUGUGCAGUGGUACAGUAUAGAUAUUGUAUUUUAUGAUAAGAGGAGCAAUUUCUUUUGCAUUGUAAUACGGGAAAAACAGCACAAUGCAUUACAGUUGUCGUCACAUAUAAAGGUAACAGUAGAAUCACAUUAAGUAUGUGCAUUUAAAGCUUAACUGACAUAAGUUAGGUAUGGUACAGGCUGUAGUGUCGAUAGUUAGGUGACCCAACUUACUCUUUGUGUUAGUAAGCUCCAUCACCCCGGAGGGCAUAUUAAUAACUAAGCAGCUGAGCAAUUAAAAUUAAAGAAAAGAAAACUACUUCAACUGAGAACGAUUAAAACAAUGGUGUAGAUAACACAGGUAAAUGGGUACAUGUAUGUCUCUGUUGUUGCCUCUUCCCGGAGCCGUAGAGAACCAGCAGGUGUAAAGAUCGCCACAUUAUCCACGUCCCAGCUAUGAGUAGAUUUGCUGCUCUUUGAGGCAGUGGCAGUUGUAAGUCCCAAAGACUUUAGAAAAGCAUCCUGUUCCACCGUGAGCACCCUUGGUGAGCCCCACCUAUAUGGGAUCCCUGCUUUUCGCAAAGGGGUUGUCACCUCUUUCAUGAAUGCCCGCCAUUGCAGCAUUGCUCUACUGAGGUCUUGGAAAAAUCUAAGUUCAUGUUGUUUGAACAGAAAUGGUGAUUAACUUUUUGUGGUGGCCAGGAAAGCCUCUUUGUCAGACCGUGCCCUGAAACUCAGAAUGACAUCUCUGGGAACCAAGGUUUUGUUGUUGGAGUUCCCUAGCAAGCGUUAAAUUCCCUCCAGCAAUACGUUCUUGGCCCGCUUGGGUGGUAGUGUGGCGGACAGUAGCCGUCUGAUAUAUUGUGGCAGCUCGCCUGCGUCAAUUGAGUCAGGGAUCCUCCUGAUUUUCAUAUUGCGUUGUCGUGUAACGUCUUCAAGCUGUCCCACAUUAACACUGAGCGCUGUGUAUGCGUUAGAGACCUCUUGGAGCUGGUGUGUAGUGGCGUUUUGCUGGGCGCCCAGGCUCUCUGAAUACUGUCCUCAGUGGCAUUGAUUCCUGCUAGACAGCGUGUUCAGAUCUGCUUUUAGCACCGCCAUUUCAGAGGAGAAGAAGGUUUUGAGGUCUGUUGUCAUCGUAAUGAUGUCCUAUUUAGUAGCCCACUGAGGUUCAGGUUUCCGUUUAAACAGAGCUUUCCUGCCUUGAGGCUGUGGCCGGAGCUCUGCUGGUUCCCCUGCUUCAUCCUCUGAUACUGAUGUGGAGCCAUGAGGUGAGUUCGGCAUCAGGUCAUCCAUUUUGGGCCUUCCUGAUUGUGAAAGUAGAAGCCCGAUAUCUUGGGUAUGCUCUCCCCCCGAGCCUCGGGACUUUCGGGAGUGUUUCCCAUUAUCUCUUGUGUCGAAUGGUGUCUCAGUGGGGGUGAAAGCAGCUGUGAUGCGGGUCUAAUUGUCGAAUAUCUCCUCUGCCUUGCUGGAGCUCAGGAGACAUGCCAGGUCUCGUUAUCUUUAGGGUACCUCAAAGAUCUGUACUUGGACCAAUUCUCUUCAAUAUUUUUAUUUGUGAUAUUGCAGAAUGUCUUUUUUAGGUAAACUAGAAAAAUAAGAGCUUUGGCAACUGACAUUUAAUGUGGAUCCGUUCAAGAUAAUACACCUUUUGGUGUAAAAACCCAAGGGCAGAGUAUAGAGUAUUUGAUACAGGCCUAACCUCAAAAUUGGAGAAAAGGGAUUUAGGUGUAAUUAGUUCAGAUGAUUUAAAGGUAGGCAGACAAUGUACUAGAGCAACAGGAAAUGCUAGCAGAAUGCUUGGUUGUAUAGGGAGAGGUAUUAGCAGAAGAAGUGCUCAUGCCAUUGUACAGAACAUUGGUGAAACCUCGCUUGGAGUAUUGUACGCAGUACUGGAGACCGUAUCUCCAGAAGGAUAUUGAUACUUUGGAGAGAGUUCAGAGAAGGGCUACUACACUAGUUCUUGGAUUGCAGGAUAAAAUUUACAAGGAAAGUUUAACAUGUAUAGCUUGGAGGAAAGACGAGACUGGGUAAUAUCAUAGAAACAUUUAAAUAUAUGAAGGGAAUCAACAUAGUAAAGGAGGAGAGUAUAUUUAAAAGAAGAGAAACUACCACAACCAGAGGACAUAGUCUUAAAUUAGAGGGGCAAAGGUUUAAAAAUAUUUUCAGGAUUUAUUACUUUACUGAGAGGGUAGUGGACGCAUGGAAUAACCUUCCAGCUGAAGAGGUUACACAUUGAGGGAGUUUAAACAUAUGUGGGAUAGGCAUAAGGCUAUCGUAGAUAUCAGAUAAGGCAGAGGACUAAUGAAAGUAUUUUGAAAAUUGGGCAGACUAGGUGGCUCGAAUGGUUCUCAUCUGCCGUAACAUUCAUGUUUCUAUAUGGCACAACGCGGGAUGGAGAAAGCUGCAGAGAGCAAAGAAAAAAGAUGCCUUCUUUGCGUUCCAGCACCGCAAACCAUCCAUGUAACUAACCCAAGAUGGCGCAAACAAAGAGCAAGAAGGAUAGAUAUGUCAUCCAGAUCACCUGUUCAGUCACGCAAGCCAUAUUGCAAACUCUUCCGGACAAUAUGUCCACAAUACCAUUUUCUACAAGAAAUAGGAUCCCGCACAUGCCACCUGGAUGGAGAAAUUCAGAGCCCCACAACAGCUUGGCAGACUGGGUCAAACAGCUGAAAGCCUAGUUGAAGUGUGAGAACAAGAUUAUAUACAUGGAAAAUGUCUUGAAAAAAUACCCUUUGUAUGCGGGGUAUUCCAGAAGCAGUGGAUCCUUUACUUACCUUCCUUAACAACUUACCUUCAUGACUUAUUCCAGUCUCUGGCCCCUGACAUUCCAUCUGACCUGCUGAUGGUAGACAGAGCACACAUGGUAAUGAAAAUGAGACUCCUACUGAGCAUGGUGCCCAGAGAUAUGCUGGUGCGAAUCCACCACCAUCAUGUGAAGGAGUCACUGCUGAGUUUCAGCAGGGCCAAGAGAGAACUUCUGGAUGCUUACAAAGAAGUGGUGUAUGCAGGCUAGUCUGCAGCAACCUUGAGUCGAUGUAAGGCCUUCAGAGAGACAACAAAGGUACUGCUCUCCCAUCAGAUGUCCUACAGGUGGGAAUUUCCUGUGAGUCUCCUAGUAUUUAAAAACUGAGAAAUUGUGCCUAUAUAAUUUCCGGCGAAGGGAGCCACUUGCUCCGUUUUUGGGGAACAGUGUCACCUCCUAUGUGUCCAUCGCUGUGUUCCAAUUUACAACCAGAAUGGAAACUGUCCCUGAUGUACUGGUUUGAGCCUUUUGAUGCAGAGAGGUUAUGUUUUAUUUUUGUUUGCUAGGUUAACUAAUGUUUAGCAUUGUGAUUGUAUGUCUACACUUGCUUAUUAAGAAUCCCCCACAUAGGUGAUCUAUCGCUAAGCUCAUGACAUAAGAGUGUACAUAACUAGGCCCCAUGAUCUAGACAACGAUCAGUUGUAUAGACAAAAAGGUAACACGAGAACAUGCCGACAUAAAUUCCAUAAAUUAAUAGACCUACUCCUAUAUAAUCUAAGCAGGAGUCACCAAAUAAGCAAUGUAUCAAUACCCCAUUGACAAGUAAGGGAGUGUUUGGGAAAAAUGCAAUAAGUGGGUGCAUGCAUAAACAACACAUAUAAAACUAGUUGGUAGGAGCAAAGCUAAUUUAGCCAUUAGGCGAUGAAGGUGGCCAUCUAGGGUCUGUGCGAAGACAGGGGCCUGGAACGCUGGCCCUGGAUGUGAAGGGGCUCUCAUUGGGCUGGUGUUUUAUGAAAAUCUAUUUCCCUGUGGAAAUCAGUUUCCCUCCGUGAUCGUUGAAAUAGAAUUUCAUAUAGCACUGACAAGGAGAUGAAAAGAUCCCUCUGCUUGGCCAUCACUUUGCUGUUUUUUCCCUCUAGGAUGUAUAAGGAUUUUAUAAGGAUUCUUUGCAAAAAGGUUGGUGUUUGUGGGUUAGCAGCAGCUGUUAUACAAGUUUGGAAACCAGUCAGAAAACAGUCUCUAAGUAGCGGUUAAAUGAACACUAUAGGGUUUGGAAUACAAAUGUGUAUUCCUAACGCUAUUGUGCCAUGUUGGGCGUUUAGGGGACCGGCUCCCACCUGCAGGGAGGAAAAAAAGAGUAUGCAUGCAUUGCAAAACACCACUCUGCACCAAUCAGAUGGCCUCUGUGAGGACAUCUGUUAGAAAGAGCGGAGGGGGGAACGGGACAGGACACCUGGCACUCAGACCAUUUCAUAUUUCUUACAUUAUGACUUUUCAGUGUAGGUAUCUCAGAUAGAGGAGGGGAUCUGGGGUUAUUGUAAUUAUGUAAAAUAAAAAAAAAUAUAUACACUUAGAAUAUUUCUCUAUAUUGUUUGCAAAACAAUUCUCGAACAAUUAUUAGAUCACAUUUCUGUAUUGUCCAAACUUGUGCACUAGUACCUUUUGCAGUUGGAAACAUCUUAUAAUUAAGCACAGAUCCUAAUUGUGCCACAACUGUGACAUUUUCUUCCAUUGUGCUGAGACUUGUGCUGUGAGGUUGUGUUUCUCAUACAUACAACACAGUUACAGGAUUAUUAAUUAACUAAACUGAGAAUUCAAAGUGAAUUUCAAAUUUAAGGCCAAAGUAGCUGAACUGGAGGCAGAACUAAAUUGGAGAAAGUUCAGAUAUUUUGUGCUCAAAUUUGAAAUUCAGUUUAUAAUCUUGUACUCGUUGUAUUCCGUUACCUUUGUGUCAGUAGAAACAAGCUUUUAACUUUAAAGCUACAUUUUAUAGCUACAAAAUGAGAAAACCGCGAACAUGCUUUAAACUGGAUACUUAGAAAACAUUCCAGCCAAACCCACUCUGUAGUUUAUUGUAAUUAAACACUGUAAAUUAGGCUUAAAGAGGCACUGCUUCACCCUGCAGCCAGAUCCUUCGAUAAACAAUAUAAUUAUGAAAAAUGAUUGAAAUUCUCAAUCAAACGUGAACCUUCUCAAAGUGAAUUUUGAUACUUUUCAAGGUAAGGAAGAGAGUUGGUAAAGUACAAACAUAUGGAUUUCUGUAACGAGCUCCAGAGCCUGCGCUUGAUUGAUCCUUUCUACAACACAGUCUCAAUAUCUCAAUUAACCCUUCGUUUAACAGGAUGAGCACCGACUGCUCUUAAAAUCGGCUUAUGAACUCUUUCUAGAACGGAGCAGUAAAAAAACAACCAAAAAAAAAAGUAACCAUUCGUACAUUGCAUUAAAACCUUCCUAUAACAAAGUAAGACCUUAUACUCUUUCUCAUUAUACUUCUCUAUCAUUCUGAAGAUCCAUUUAAUGUUUGAGACAAUACUUUAGGUGAGAGAUUGAAAAUGUGCUCUCACUGUCAGGGUUAUUAAAGGACCACUAUAGUGCUGGGAAAACAAACUAGUUUUCCUGGCACUAUAUAGUCCCUAGGUCCCCCCCAUCCUCAGGGCCCCCCUCCCGCUGGGUUAAAACCCCUUCAGCCACUUACCUUAAUCUAGCGCCGGGCUCUUUCGGCGCUGGUGACCUCUCGUCCCCCUCUGACGUCAGCUCCCGAGUGGAGCAGAAUGCUCAUGCGCGUCCAGAGCCUCAAUACUCAAUUCCUAUGGACGUUCUACGUCGCGGAAGCUCCUCUAGCGGCUGUCAGGAAGACCACCACUAGAGGCUGGAUUAACCCUGCAAUGUAAACAUAGCAGUUUCUCUGAAACUGCUAUGUUUACAGCUGCAGGGUUAAAACUUGAGGGACCUGGCACCCAGACCACUUCAUUGAGCUGAAGUGGUCUGGGUUACUAUAGUGGUCCUUUAAUUUUUAAGGUAAAAAUUGCUGAGCCGGAAAAAUUCUCAAAGUCCACUAUGCUUUUAGUUCAGCUACUCAUGCCUUCAAUUUGAAGUUCAUUUUGAAUUCUCACUUUAGUAACUAACACUGUAUUUCUUUAUAUAAAAUCUAUUAUAUAAUAUUUUAGGUUGGUUAUUGGCAUUUUGUAGAUAUUACCUGUGAUCUAUUAAGAUCUAUCUCUACCUCUCUGUGUCCUUCAUGAGGUCUGCUUGCUAGAAUUCGACACGUACAGUGACAAAUCUGUAUAGUACCACUCAUACCUCGUGGUGUGCCAUUGGAGAUUUGUUUAGUAUUACUGAACACAAUACUCAUAGUGCCCGGCUAUAGCUUUUAUAAAAUCAUGGGACACAAUACAUUUACUUUUUUUUAAUUUUUGUAACUUGAGGAAUGUUAAGUCUUGAAAUUUUAACCAUCUAGGGUAAUAUUUAAAGUUGUCCACUAGGUGGGGUGCUAAUACCAUGAAACAAGGUUUUGAUCUCCAAUUGAUUUAUUUUUCACAUUUAGUGUUUAAAUUGAAUUGUGCAUCUCUCUUUUAAUGUGGGAAUGUAACUUUCUGACAGAAGUAGGCCAAGUACAUGAUGGUUCCAGAUUUUGGUAACCGAGAGGAACAAAGAGCUGAAUUGUAUAUCAGUGAUGUGGCGGUCAGUAAGAUUUCACGUGCAAGACCAAUUAAAUAAGAGCCAAAUGUUAGCAAUCCAUUACAGACAAUAUUUCACAAAUCAUGGUCCUGAGAAGAACACUCCAUGGUCAGAACAUACCAGAUGUCAAACAGGCCUAGUAUAACUAUUGUGCAAGCAUUGUUAUCCUGUUGGUUCCUCGACCUGUAUGAAAGCUAAAUAGCAGUGUUACUAAGAUGCCUCAACACCUUAUCUCUAACUGGUGGCUGGUGUGGUAUAGAAUCCUGGCUGAGAACAUUGAUAUGACGUGAGCAGUGCCAUGCCCCUUCUAAAACAUGCAGCUUCUGCAUUUGUAGCAAAUGGAAAAAUACAAAAGUCUAUAGUAUGUAGUUUCUUUUAAAGCAAUGUAUAAGAAAAAAAAACUGGUACGUUCUGUAUAACUGCAACAUUCAAAUAUUUAGAGGAUCCAAAUAUAGAAUCUUGGGUAGAUGUCCUCUUGGGAGGCUUUCCUUAACAGACACCUGUGUAACAUACUGUGUCACACAUUCCAAAAGGCAAAUUAACAUUCUCAUCCCAAAUUGGACAGAUGGAAAGGUAUAAUUUGUGAAAACAUUUUAUCUUGAAAUGACACUCUUGACAGUCGGAUUUAAAAUUAAUAACUGAUACCCUGUACACAUUGCUCUUCCAAAUGGAUAAUUGUUGGUAGAUGUAACGCCCCUAUUUAUAACUAUUGCCAAAAAGGAAUACACACAUUUCACGAGAAUCACAAAUUACGUUGAUGAUCCAUUUAGAUUCAGAUUUGCGUAAACUUAAUCUAUAUACUGUAAAGGUGAAAAAACAAAAAACAAGUGUGUGUGUGUGUGUGUGUGUGUGUGUGUGUGUGUGUGUGUAUAUAUAUAUAUAUAUAUAUAUAUAUAUAUAUAUAUAUAUAUGUAUGUAUAUAUGUAUAUUAUUUAUAUAGUGCCAACUUAUUCCGCAGCACGUUACACUUCCAAAAUUCUGAUAUUUGACAACAAGUAAUUAACAUGCAGAAAAAAACCUAGACAAGAGAUGGAGAAGGCCCUGCUCAAAUGAACUUACAAUGUGAGGAAGAGAUAAAGACACAAGAGAAAUAACAGCAUGUCAGAGGGGAUAGGGAUUGAUAAGAUAGCGGUGUUGAAAUAAGCCGGUGAAAGUGGUGUGUGGAGUGGUGUGUAGAAGAACCGAACAGUGGCAGGAGAUAGAGUGAGCUGGGCUGUGGAAGCGAGGGAAGUGAUGAGGGCAGUGGAAUGAGAGAAAUGUCACACAGGAAGAUGUAAGAUUUCCUAGAGGUGUGUUUUCAGUGACCUCUUAAAAGACUGAAGACUAGGGGAGUCUCUGAUGGUAUGGAGAGGAACGGGGCAGCCCUUAAAAAAUCCUGCAGAUGAGAGUUGGCAAUUCAGGACCAAGCAGAUGUCAAGAGAAGGUCAUUUGCAGAGCAAAGGGAAAGAAAAUGGGAAUAUUUGUUGAAUAAAGAUGAAAUGUAGUGAGGAAUGGAGUUGGUGAGGGCUUCGUAAGGCAGUGUAUCAGGAGUGCGAGAUCCAACACACAGAGUAUAACCUCGAAGUCCUUAAAGUCACCAGGCUUUACUUAAAACCAGACAGAUAAUGGUCCGAGACAAACCAGGUACAGGGACUCCAGAACCAGGAGUAUGAGAGACAAUAGCCAAGUCAAGGAUUAAAGAGAGGAGAAUAGACAGGAUAAACCAACAUCAAAACCAGAGAGACAGUACUAAUAUGUGUGUGUGUGUAUGUAUAUAUAUAUAUAUAUAUAUAUAUAUAUAUAUAUAUAUAUAUAUAUAUAUCUCUCUCAACAAGCUAUUGAGACCAAAAAGAACCCAAAAGGGCAGAGAACAAAGCCCGGACCACCUGUUUAUAUUGUGGCUCAUUAUGUAAAUAGCCAUGCCCCCAAAACUCAAAACAUGAGGGGUCUCCAAAAUUGAUGCAAAGUGACAACAUCAAUGCACAUUCAUUGCCUCAUAAACAGCUUCCGGUGUCCUGACUGCUGUGGAAAUCGGGCGAGGCAUGAGGGUUAAGGCUGCCUGCAGACCUCCGGGAGGGCAUUCCUAAGAAGUCCGUAGGCAAGGUACCUUGACUAGUGUUGGCAGUUUGAAUUGGAUCCUCAUGGGCACAGGAAGCCAAUGUUAUGAUUGGCAAAGGGCUGAGGUUUGGGAGUAGCGGUUGAUCAGUAAGAUGAGCUUGGCAUUACAGACCAAAAAGGAGCGAUGCUGUUAUUUGGAAGGCCGAUGAGUAGUGAAUUGCAAUAGUCAAGUCUGGAAAUCAGUGCAUGAACAAGUGCCUUAGUUGUAUCUAUGUUGGACAAGGGCGAAUGCGAGAAAUAUUUUUAAAGUGAAAGCUACAGGAUUUAGAGACAGACUGGAUGCUAGGAGACCUUAAGGGGUUUGGAUAAAAGUGGUCCCAUUGACUUGCAGGGAGAUUGAUGGGGAUGACUAUUUAAUGGGAGAAAGCUGAGGAGUUCAAUUUUAGAAAGAUUAAAUUUGAAAAAAAACAGGAAGAUAUCCAGUUAGCGAUGGCAGUUUGUGACCUGUUGCAGGAGAGCGUUCAGGGGGGGAGAGAUAAAUCUGAGUAUUGUCAGCAUAUGGAUGGUACUGAAAUCCAAAGGAGUUAAUAAGGUUACCGGCAGUGUAGAUGGAGAGAGGAUCAAGAACAGAGUCUUGGGGAACACCAACUGAGACAGACAACGGGAAGGAGAAGUUUAGAAACCUUUAGCUCUGAGACAGGGAAAGGAGAUAAGAGGAAGAAGGUAUAGAAUGGAAACAGAGUUUUGGAGGGGAAGAGGAAAGAGAGAAGACUACAUUUCUUAUGUCUUUCUUGUCCGUAAAGGAACAAGCAAAGUCAAUAGCUGAGAGGUUACUUAUCGGCGAGGUCACGGUGAGGCAAAGUAGUUAUUAAAGGUUUGAAAGAGGCGUUUGGGAUCACGAGAGUAGGUGGAGAUGAAAGAGGUAAAAUACUCUUGCUUGGCAAGGGUGAGGGACAGAAGUAGAGGGACAGAAGUAUAGGAACUCGGCAUGAAUUUAAAUGUAGAAAGUCCGGUGUGAUGCAAUACUUUCUUCAACAACGUUCUGCAAUACGGGAGCAUUGCUGAAGAUAGUGGGUGAGCUUGCUGUGCCAGUGUUGAAGGUAAGGCUCAUGCCUCGAGUGAGCUUUGAUUAGUGCAGCCAUAUCUAGAGCAGUAGACCGGUGAGAAUUACAGUAGGUAGCUUGAGAGGGACAGGAGAGCGUUGAGAGGGGUUUAAGUGGAGACUGGAUAGAGGAAGAGAAGUGAUGUAUAUCUUAUGAUGUAAGUGAGCAUAGUUAUCUGGUAGCCGGAGAUAAGCUACAGUCAUGAGAAAAAGAAAACACUUCCUCUCCGAACCUCAUGACUCCAGAAAUCAGGACCAAACCAUAAUCAUUUGUUCCUUAGCAGGUCCUAAAACCAGACAAACACAACCUCAGUUAAAAAAGAAACACAACCUAAGAUACUGCGCAGAACCCUCAGACUACCAGGCCUCUGGCACAGGACCCGAAAAUGAGGACUAUAUAUACCACCCAGAAGGAUAAUAAAUAUUAUAUAUAAACAAUAUAUUAUCCUCCUUGGUGGUAUAUAUAUUCCUCAUUUUUGGGUCCUCUGCCAGAGGCCUGGUAGUCUGAGGGUUCUGCGCAUUAUCUUAGGUGAUCCUAGAGCUGCACUCUUCUGGACAGAGAUCUCAGAUGUCCUACCUGGAAUCUGUUGAAGCAACUCCCCCAACUUGGAUGUCACAGCCCUGAGUGCUUCUACCAACAACUGUGACUACUAGUUCCUUCACUUUCCACAUCCUUUCUAGCUCUUCUUUUAGUCCUUGAUAGUGAUGUCCCGAACAGUUCGCCGCGGACGGCGAACAUAUGCGCUGUUCGGUCCGCCCCCUAUGUCAUCAUUGAGUAAACUUUGACCCUGUACCUCACAGUCAGCAGACACAUUCCAGUCAAUCAGCAGCAGACCCUCCCUCCCAGACCCUCCCACAUCAGUGAUGUUACUACCGUAGAAGAUUCUGGGUGGGCAUAUGCAAAUUAGUAACACAGACUUCAGGUGGAAGGGAUUUUCAAUCACAAUUCCCCCCCCCCCACCAUAACUGUUUUGGUUGUUGCUUUGCAAUUACCUCCAAGCCUCAAAGCUAUCCAGUGACCAACCUCACGCUGAUGAUUUGCAUUAACAAUGAAACCGCUGUCCAUAAGUGGUUCACUGGCUUUGCAUCUUUUCCUAAGUUGUGUUUCAAAACUGUUGUAUACAGCAAACACAGACUCCAUGACUCCAUGUUUAAAAUGUAAUGAGGCAAAGAUUCUUUGUUGAACCAAUUUGCAUAUGCCCACCCAGAAUCCUUUGCUGUAGUAACAUCACUGCAAAUUUGUGGGAAAAGCAAGUCUUAUGGCUUGACUGCUGUGCAGAUUUUUGUUUUAACAUUGUGUGUGUGUGUGUGUGUGUGUGUGUAUAUAUAUAUAUAUAUAUAUAUAUAUAUAAUUUAUCAAAACAUUAAAAAAUAUAUCUCCCUGUAGACUUUGUCCAUAUGCAGCUUUACUCCCUGGUCUGGGUAAAAUGACUCCUCCCCCCUAACCCUCUCACCUCACAAUAAUGCUGACCGUAUCCUGCAAUUCUUGACACCAAAGUGCGCACUCGGUUUUAUGGAAUGUGAACAAUAUGACCAUGUCACUAAGUAGGGGGGGCAACACUAGAGUGUGUUUCCUGCUAUGAAGAUGGCAUGGAAUCAAAGCCCAGUAAGGUAUUUGUAUAAAGUGGAAAAUAACCUUUCAUCCAUAUAUUUCCUAACACAUAUGUGUCAUUCGUUUGCUGUGAAUGCCCAGAAAUUGAAAUGUUUAAAAUGAGGUCUGCUGAAUGCUUUCUGCCAAACUAGGCACUACCAAUUGUUUUAAUGUUUUAAUAUCCUAUAAACCCCAGCUUUAGCAAGAAAUAAUGUUGGGAAACACGUUUAUGAUCCGAUGGAGACUAACAGGAGCAGCCAAUUGAUUUUGUUUAGAUUUUUGGUGACCUGCUCUUCACUGUUAUAUAGAGGUUUCUGGGAAACAUACCUCUGGGCUUUUGGGAAGAUGGACUUGUACAAUAACUUUCUUCUGUAACAAGAAGAGAAGGCUGUAGAGCUAUGGGGUAUCCAUAACAUCGGGAAAAAAAUAUGCAUUAUUAUUCAUAUAACUAGCAAUGAGUGUGAUUUUUGUCGGAUACCUUCUCCCAAAAUUAAGUUUUUUUUUUUUUGUUUUGUUUUUUUUUUUGUUUUUUUAGGAUGGGAUUAACCAUUGUAUGUUUGCGUAAGGAAUAUAUACAUUCGGGUGACUCUUUUGGGACUUUUCAGUCUCUUUUAGGACUUUCAACCUAGGUGGCUUAAGAUCUCGAUGAUAGAUUUAAGAACUGAAUACUUGGGAAUUUUGGAGAAGCAGUUAGACAUAGAAAAAUGUGUCAGUCACACAUGUAUUAAUUUACUGGCACUUUGUUUCCAUGAUUGUCUGUGUGGAAUAAUUAAAAUCUGCUUGUUUAUUUCCAUUGUAGAACAAGCUAUACAUGCACUUAACGAACUACUCGGUUAACAAACACAACGAGAACUUUGAACGGGAUGAGACUGAGAAUCGCGGCAGCAAGAGAUCUAUCAAAUGGUUCAUGGAGUUCCUGCGUUCCAACGACCAUGACGUGACAAAGUUCUGGAAUGACGUUUCCGUAAGCAACAGUUUUUUGUACCUUUUCAUAUACUGAUUUUUUUUUUUUUUUUUUUAUGUUCCAUUUGAAGAAUUGUCACUUUGGAUCCGAUGAUACAUUCUAAUAGUUACAUGCUUUUAGUUUUUUUUAAAAAUCUCUCCAUGUUUAAUGGAUUUCGAUUUGUAGUAAAAACUAAGUUAUAAUGGCGAUGUCUGGCAUCCAGUGUAAUAUCCACAUGUCCCUGUGAAUAGCCAAUAGGUAUUCCUCUUCGUUCAAUAUUUUCUGUAUUUUCAGUUAAACAUUAGGGAAUGUUUGAUUGUUUAGUCCAAUAUUUCACAGAGGUGGAAAAAAGAUGCAAUAAGGAGAACUUGGUCUCAUGUUCGCUUGUGAUUUUGCUUACGUUUGAGCCUCAAGUUUUUUUAAUUAUUUUAAUAUUUUUGAUAUCUUUUAUAUGUGAUUUUCCUAUAUAUAUAUAUAUAUAUAUAUAUAUAUAUAUAUAUAUAUAUAUAUAUAUAUAUAUAUAUAUAUAUAAUCUCUCUCUCUCUCUCUCUCUCUCUCUCUCUCUCUCUCUCUCUCUCUCUCUCAAUAAUUUGGAAAGUGUUUCGAACAGUAUUGAGUCAUUUGGAAAGCUGAUUAAAUAAGAACUAAGUCAGUUACAACAAUGCCCAUCAAUUGGAGAAUCAUUUGUCAUAAUACUUAAAUAUGCUAUACAGUACAUGUUCCAUCAGACAAAGACCUAGCAUAUUUAAAGAGAUGCCCCUCCUCUGAAAUUUAUAUAUUAGGGCUCUAACACGUUCUUGCUAGACACACAACUCAAGAAAUGAGCACUUUAACUUGUUUACUAUUCUAAACAAGGUGUCCUAUCCCCAUCACGCAAACUAUGAAAUGAAGUCUCUAGCACACAAUUCAUGAUCGGAUCACUCUAGCUUGUCAAAAGAGCAACUGUGGUGCGCAGUGCAGUAUGGAAACCAUAUAUCAGGCCUGCCCAAUAGGCAGAUCCCCAGAUGUUGUAGAACUCUCAUGAUGAUUUGUCAUUCUAAAGGAAUGCAACGCAUCAUGAGCAUUGUAGUUCUACAACAUCUGGGGAUCUACCUAUUGGGCAGCCCUUCCAUAUAUCAUUAUUUAUGUGGUCAGGCAGCCAUACUGACAAAUGGUUCUCAUGUUAUUUUAUUGUUUUCCAAUAGGAGUUGGUUGUAAAGACUCUGAUUGUAGCUGAACCCCAUGUCCUUCAUGCAUAUCGUAUGUGCCGUCCAGGACAGCACCCCACCAGUGAGAGCGUCUGCUUUGAAGUAUUAGGAUUUGACAUUCUUUUGGACAAAAAAUUGAAGCCUUGGCUCCUGGAGGUAAGAUUAAUGCCAAAUAACCUCAGUAAGUCAGAAUCAGCUACACUUCUGAUCACUGAGCAUAAAUUGCUCACAUGAGGAUAAAGAAAUGGCUGCCUUUGUUGCUCUGAAAUGCAAAAAUCUUUGAAAGAAAAAUAGAAAAAAAUAUAGAAAUAAUUUAGAAAAUGAUAAACGCAAGUGAGAAAUCAAGUAAGGCAAAUAAAGAGAUGGUCAGGCUAGAUGAAACUUAAUGGGUCUUGGAAAAGAUGCACAAGUGCAUUUGGUUACGGUCUAAUGCCUCUGUAAAAAUGUGACUGGAAAUACAGGUUUUCACUAGUAAAGAAGCAAAGUAUGAAAGCAGUUUAUUUUGACCUUGUUAUACUCCGUGCUAGAUCAGUUACUAUGAACCAAUGUCUCAUUGGAGUAUCAUUCAAGAUCAAAUAAGAUACUUCCAGUGAAACUAUCACUAACAGAUGUUUGCAUAGUUGAAUGGCUAACUAAAAGUUAGCAAAGUGUUGUGCUGCCUUUCUUAGAUUCUCAGUAGUGCAAUGUUUUCACUUGCAUACCAUGUCUGACUGUCAAGGCAGAGUAAGGGCAUGCUAUGUGAAUUAAAUUAACCUCCACAAUGCCAUACACAAAGAUCCAAGUAUGCAGAAAUAUUGAAGGAUUUAGUUGUGCAUGUGAUCAUUUGGCUUUUUUGUGCCUAUGAUCACAGGAGCACACUUAAAGCAUAAUGGAUCACAAUGUGACUUAACACAGAUGUACUGCAGAGGGCCGUAAGUUUAUUAUUUUUUUUACUUGACUCUGCAACACUACCUAAGUAAAUUGUGGCUAAUUUAAAAUUCUAGACCAAUAUAACUGCAAUAGAAACAUUCUCCAAAUCAGCUAUGCUAUUGGUUCUACAAUUUAUACCUUAAAGUGUAAAUUAAUUUGAAUUCCAAUUAAUUCACACUUUAGUGGAUUACCCUGUGAAUCUUGUGUAGGAUUGUAACUGUAGCAAUUAAAUGAGAAUAUGCUGACAUGUGCACUGCAUCUUUUUAGGCAUCUGCUCACACACAUGGGCACCAUAUUCCCAGAAAUCAGAGCAAGAAUAACCAUAAUCUGACCUUAGGCAGCCUCCAAGGGCCCAGGGUUUGCCAGGGGCCCCAGAACCAUAUAUUUACUUGGUCCCAUUUACCAUCUCUAUGUAAAGAAUGAAUUUGGGUCCCAAACUGAAAACUUCCUAGGACCCCGUGCAAGUGGUACUUGGAAAAGUUAUUGAUGGGAAGAUGGUUAUUUUCAUUGAUGCUGAUUACUGCUGGGAUCCAUUGCUCCUCUGCUAAUUCCCUGCUUGCUUUUUAUUUUCCAAUUUAUUGAUUCAAAAUCAUAUUUCAAUUUUAAAUGCAUAGGUUUGGCUUGAGGAGUACGAUUCUAUUACGGUUGUAAAGUUCUAGACGAAACCAAGUCUUGUAAAGUUAUUCUUCGAAUUUAGCUAGUGUACACAUUAUAUAAACUAAAUGUAAUGAUAUUGAAAGGCUUAUUGGUAAAAUCACAAAAUUUCUCAGUCAGAUUACCAUUAUGUUUGCCUUGUCCAUACCAGGAAGAUUGUGCCGCUAUAUCUAUCAUAAUAGUUCUGUCUGCUAGCUAUGUUCUCACCAGUCUAAUACCGUAAUUGCUCACACUUUUCCAUGGCGUGAUUAGAGACCGAACACGCUGCUUACAUUUUUUUUUUUUAAAUAUGAUUUUUAUUAAUGUAUUUGCAACGUAUUUUCAACAAAAAUAGGCAAGGGGUGGGGGUAUGGGACUCGCAGGUCCCUGGAAACAACAACAUAAAGUAUUUGCUUUUGGGCUCGCAGGCCCCAAUGAACGAUGCGGACUCGCAGGUCCCAUGCAUUCCAAACAGCUAAUAAUGAGUACCUUUGUCCCAUGUGUUGCGCUCUUUUUCUUUUUUUUUUUUCUUUUUUUAUUUAUAUUGAUAAUUUGUUACAGUUUUUAUUGCAUAACAUGUGAAUAGAUUGGUGGGAACUCGUAGGUUUUCGACCUGCUUUACAUUAUUAGGUCUUGUGAGGUGCCUAGAUUCUCAUGAGCAAGGCAUAAAAUAAGAUACGAAGGUCCCUAGGUAUCCUAGUCAGAUGGCUCAUAACUUGAAAACGUAAACUAUCAAAAGAAAACUAGUAUCGAGUGGACAGAUAGAGGAGCACAAAACAUUGUGUUCCGAUAAAGUAAUGUCAGUUUGUCGUGUAACAUGUCUGAGUUGCGGGAUUACGGCCGUCAGGCCGUCCCUAAUUCUGUCUGCAGUCGCUUGCCGGAGUUCAGGUGGUGAGUGUAGUAGCGUGUGGGUACCCUAAGCCGUUAGAUGUCGGCGUGUGUGUGUGUGUCCGUGUGGUUGGGGGAGGACCGUGUCCCUUCGUUUGUGGGGUGUAUUGACUUAGCUUCCCUGUGUGGUUAUCGGGUAACAUGUGAGGGUAACGUUCUGCUUUGACCCUGGUAGUUUCUUUGAUGUGGCAUGUCAUGUGUGGUGAAGCUACUAGAGUCAGGGUAAGUAUAUCUUCUUGUGUGUGUUCCCCUUGUCCAGGCUGUUGGCACACCGUGACCCGGUCGUUGGGGUCUUUUUAACCUUAGGGUAUGGUACGUGCGCCGCGUUGUCACCCAUGAACGUCUGUUUGUUUUAGUAUGUUCUAGAGGUGGCUUGUGUGUAUAUUCAUGUUGAUCGAUUCCCUUAAUCCUCCCCAAGUGGUCGGGUCCUGUAUGCCGGUUAGUGGGCUUGCUCCCCUGUGUCUGGUCGGUCAUGUGGUGGUUUUCCUUGUGGGUGUUCCGUCUUGUGGCAGGCGUGCGCGGCCCCUACCUCACCCCUGCCCCCGCUCCGCCGGCGUGGCCGCCCGCACCCCCGGUCUCCCGUCUCUCGGCAACAUGCCCCACCCACGGCCCCCAUCGUUCCACGUAUUUUUCACUUUGUCCCAUGAGAGACGCCCUCAUCUUUUCUGCGGAGCGGAUCUCCUCAACUCUGUCGUACCAUUGGGUUAGCGUUGGUGGCUGUGUCUGUUUCCACAUCGCGGGUAUGAGUGCUUUAGCUGCAUCCAGCAUAUGUCGCAAUAUGGAUUUUUUGUAUUGUGAGAUUGGUUGUGGGGUCGAGUGUAGUAAGUAUUGUUCCAUGUUGAGGGGGAACGGUUCUCGGAGGAUCUCAGUAAUUUUUGUGCUGAUUUGGGACCAGAACGGCUGUAUGAUUGAGCAGUUCCACCAAAUGUGGCUGAGGGUACCUUCCUCCUCUCCACACCUCCAGCAUAUGGAUGGGACAUUGGGAAAUAUCCUAUGAAGACGUGUUGGGGUUUUGUACCAUUGUGAUAAGAGUUUGUAAUUGACUUCUUGAUAUCGGGUGCCGCUGCUUACAUUUUAUCCAUCCCAUAUCCGUACUUUUAAUUAUGCAUGUUGACACAAUGAUUAAAAUAGAUUUUACCCCAGCACUGUUUGUUUUCACAGUUUAAGCUGCUACUCAAAUCUAUUUUGUAUGUGACUAUUUUGUGUUAAUUAAAACCCAAGAAACAAAAAAAAAUAAAUCAGGCUGAUUAGAAAGGUGAAUGUCCCCAACGUUACGAUAGACAUAUUUUAGUACGAGCAGAACUGAGGUUUAUCCAAAGCUUUCAAGUACAUUUCGAAGGGAGCUUUUUUGCAGCAAUAAAAUAUUUGGCACAGAUUUUAUGUCCAUUGAUAUUCAUCUGAAUUUAUGUUUGUUGUAAAAUAAACAAAACAAAGCCGUAAAUCUUUCAGGUUCCAACUCUGAAGGUCCUCUUCCUCUUCUCUUCCUAUAAACCACAACACAAUCUAUUCAUUGUUCUAGCUAGUGAUACCUUAUUCACAUGGCGCCUUCAUUUAGUCGCUGUUUCACCUGGAAACACAAGCUGUAUAACCACAACCACAAGUUAUGGAAGGGGUCAAGAAGUUAUCUGUAUUAUCAAUGAGUUAUCAUCAUGGCUACAAUGCAUGACCACUCUUAUUGACUUCAGGGACGAACGGCAAGUGUGCAUUCACGUGGCAUCAUACAUUCUCUCAUACUUACCCGUUUACCCACAGGAACCAUUUAUAAAGAUUGAUCUUAAUGUAUAUCAUUGUUUAAUUUUUUUUAAUUAUAUUGAUAUUUUACACAGUCGUGAGUGUUGAAUCUAAAUCUCUGUUGUGUUUUAAGUGUUUUCAUGAGAUGCAUACUGAAAGAAAAUUUUAGUUUUGGUUAUAAAUAAAUGAAACGUCUGAGGAUCUGAGGAGUGUUUUUCUGUUACUUGUAAUAUGGAUAUUUUUAAUACUACUUUUUUAUCACCAUGCAAAAUCUUAAAAGUUAAUCUCCGCAUCGGCAGUCAAACUCCUAUUGAUAUUUGAAUGCAGUUUUACAAAAUCCCCCUACCUUGUAUCCUGGUUUACUUUUGCACUUUAUGAUUUGUCACUUUUUAUUGUCUCCCCUUUUUGUGUUGCUGUCUUUCUUAAUCUAGAUCAAUCGAGCUCCCAGCUUUGGAACAGACCAAAAGAUUGACUAUGAUGUCAAGAAGGGAGUUCUGCUAAAUGCUCUCAAGCUUCUCAACAUCAGGUAGCAUGCUUCUUUAUUUCAGUGUUCUUGGUAACCUUUCUUUCGGACUUGAACAGGAGGAUGUCCCACCUCUCCACAUCACUCAUGUGAUUCAGAUUGCAAAAUUUAGGCUAAAAUAGUUGAACUGGAAAAAAUUCUCCAUCUCUGGUAAAGUCAUAGCUUGGCUAUUUUAGUCUAAAUUUUGCAUUUCAGUUUUAAAUUCACUUCAAUUCAAUGUACAGACCAGAUUCUGGGUUUUAUCGAUAAACAAAGAGUUUAGGUAAAAUGUAGACUAAAAUAACUAAAUCUCCACGUGCUCAAUUUUAAUCAGAUCAGAUAACACUGUUUAGAGAAUUUGUGCAUGGUUUUUCCUUAGAAAAAAAAAAUGCAGUGUUUAUGUCUAACUUCCAACAACAAAAAGAUGAACAAAACGUCUCGAUGAAACAUUCAGAUUUUUGCCCAUUUCAUACAUGUGCCAAGAGGGCCAUUUUUAAAAAUGAUAUACAUUGGCAAAUUUAUUUUAUGUACAUUUUUUUAAAUAUUAUUUUUUUUUACUUUGGAUUUUAUUACUUGUAGAGUGCAUUCUGCAUUUAAUUUGGCGCAUGCACAUCCUCUAUUUGUUAAUCAUACGGUGGCAGUAAAAUAGUUACACGCUCAUUUAAUAGUUUAUUCCAGGGAGUAUACUUAUCUUUUUACAGAGCAAGUGAUAAAAAGAAGAACUUGGCCAAACAGAAAGCAGAAGCUCAGAAGCGACUCUAUGGUCAGGGGCCCAUGAGGAGGCUAUCACCGGGGUCCUCAGACUGGGAGAAACAGCGCCACACCCUGGAGAGAAGGAAAGAGGAGUUGGUAACUAUACGCUAGUAUUCAAUAGCAAUAAUCCCUUACGGUAAUAUUUGCUUCAGAGUAGAAGCUCUCUAGCUUUAGGCAAUUAACACCUCCUGCUAUCCUCAGCCAUCGUUUGGAUGAAAAUAAGAGGAGAAUAUAUUGAACACUCCUUUAGGUUCUUCAAAAAUACGUUUGAUUUUUUUUUUCUAGCAAUAGGUGGAUUCCUCCUCCCAAAAAGACAAACAAGCUAUGUGUGAGCAUUUGUAUCAUGGCAUCGAGGGCCAAAGCAUUCCAGCAGAUUUAUUUUCAACAGAUUUCGAACCCUGAAAACAGCAGUAAUUGAGUUUUUGAAAAGUCGAAAAUAAUCUUCUCUAAUUUUUAUAACCGGUUGUACAAACCAUCCAUUAAUACAAAAAACAAACAUCAAAAACAACUUACUGCAAUUUGAAAUGCCAUCACCUGUUUGGUGUUAGUAAUUUGCAUGAAAUCGUGGAUUAUCUCAUUAAAAUUAAUUUUCACAAUCUGGGAUUAACAGAGAGUUUGUUCUUCUUUGUGUUGUCUUGUGUAAAGUGAAAAAGUAUUUUAAUUUGUAUACCGCUUGGUUUCUGCCAUUGAUACUUUUUAUUAAUAAAAAAAAAAAGUAUAAUUUUAUUUGCACAAAAUGCCAUCUUUGUUUUUAUUCUGUAUUUUAGAAAGAGCGGCUUUGUCAAGUGCGGAAACAGAUAUCCCGGGAGGAAUAUGAAAACCGCAAUCUUGGUAAUUACAGGUAAUGUUUCUGAUUUGUUUAAAAGACAAGAGGACAAAUCUUAAACAUAUUAUAAAACCUAACAUAGACACACAAGACUGAUAAUAAAGAUACUCAUAAACAUAAGGAUCCCAAGUCACAAAGCAUGUCACUAGAAGUUAUUACCAAAUCGGAAAUGUCGGAAUAAUACAGGUAAUGUUAUUCACUAGUUUAACAUUUAGCUCCUCAGGCUAUUCCAACUUAAAUAUGCUAAAUUUUAACCAUUCUCCAUUUUUAGACUCCUACUGUGAAUAAUUCCCUUUUCCUCUGAAUUCCAGCUUUUUUUCUUCAUCAAAUAUUUACGUGGUAGUUUAAUUAGUGAAUAUUUAGUGUAUAUUUUUGAGUAUGAAGAGUUUAACCUAAAAGAAAAAAAUAAAAUCUACGAACAGGAUACAUGCUCAAAACUAUUAAUAACAAAUUACACAAGUAAUUUAUAAAGUAUAUAAUAAUAGUAAUAAUAAAGUGAAAAAUAAAAUUCAAGUUGAACAGAAAAAAAUGUCUUCAGCAGAGAAAUCCUUACGUAGUGCUCAGUGUGGGGGCUGCAUGCUCCAUGUGAAACUCUUGAAACAUUGCUUGGCUUGAGAUCAAAAUCGGGAAGCAAUAAAUGAAUUCAAGCGCUCUUCUUACAGGAAGAAAAAAAAAAAGGAUUAGACUAGUCAUUAAGGUUCUCACUUUGACGUACAAUCUGGAAGAAGAUAUUCCUGGCAUUUUAUUUCAUUAUGGGACUUUCUGGGCUUCAGUAUGGGCAAUGUUAUAGAUUGUUUCUAUUUUAUGGCUUUUAUUUAUUUAUUUUAAGUUCUUCUCUUUUAUAUUUUUUCUGCAAUAGUUCAGUAGACAUCAUCACAUAUGUCUUUCCUACCUACAUAGCGUUCUUAUUGUAAGAAGCUGUUUGAAUUCUCAUAGCAUCCUGAGACCAAAUCCAUGCAUGUGUGAAGGGAUGGUGGUCUACCAAGCCAAUAGAAGCCAUGCGUUGGCUUUGAUUAGUUUGAGUAACUAACUUCAGUCAUAGAUUUCAUGAAUGACACUACCUGCCAUCAGGUCUGCUGUCCACAGUACAAGUUUCAGUAGAAAGCUGUACAACCUGUGUCAAACCUAGUCAAAAUGAACGUCCUUCAUAAAAGUAAUUCAAUGCACUUUGCAUUACAUGAUUUUUUUUUUUUUUAAAUAAAUGCUAUUAGUCAGGUUUGCCACAGGUUGUACAGCUUUCAGUAGAACGUUGACUGCCAACCUACAAAUACCUACUGUGCGGGGAUGUGUACACAAACACUGAGGGCAAUGUUUGGGAGAUUUGUAGCAAAUACAUGAAUUCUAAAUAUUUUGCAAUUAUUUAAAUAAUUGUUUGCCUUUUUUUAAUACAGGUUAUGUAUUUAAUGCAUGAAAAGUGGGGGACCAACUGCAGGCUGGAGAAACCAUUUAGCUUGUAAUGCACAUGUUCAUGUACAGUGUGUAUUUGAUAUGUGUAGGUGUAUUCACUCAUGAUCUCUCUAUGCAAGCACAGUAUUCAAGCGUGUGCGCAAGCAUAGUAUUCAAGCGUGCGUUCACAAUGUCUAUAUGCAGUGUGAGGGUGUCCAUGUUCAGCAUGUGGAUGUCUCGUUUGCUCUGCACACUCCCAAUAUUUGUGUGUUUAUAGUUUGAGUGCAAAUACACAUUUGUACAUGUAUAAAUGUGGGUUUUCUCUUUUUUUAUUGGUUAAAACAGAGAAUUUUAGCAACAUUUAUACAUAGAAUUUGGCAUAUUAGUGAAUUCAAACCUUUGCGAGACAAGUAGGCGUAACAACAGAUAUCACAUAAUUGGGAUUUCCAAUUAGCCGCCUAAAAGGAAAUAACUUUCCUUUUUUAUUCUAGAGGAUUGAUAAUAGAUUGCCACAGGCUAUGCUUAUUUACGUCAUUAGAUCAGCACUAACUGUUCUUUAAUAGCGUGUACACACCAUUUCCCCAUUCACACUGAUUAAAAUUUGUUUCCCUCUCCUGCAAACUUCUAGUGUUUUAAAUGGAUAAUAGGAAUAGGAGUAUUCACUAAACUGUGAAUUGUGUUAAACUGAAAAAGAUCUGAGUUUUUUAAAUUCAUAAAGUUGACAAUAUAUGCCCAGCUAAGCUAUACUGGCUUAAAGCGUCACUCCAAGUAUCACAGCCAAAACGGCUCAUGGUUUUUGUGCUAGGAAUCUGUGGGCACUUUACCAAAUUUCUGUCAAAUCCUUUAAUAGCAGUUUGACAUAAAUUGAUCUUUCCUUGUCACCCAUCUGCAGACAUAGUGAUGAUGAUAAAACUCAAUUUUGCUCAAUACGUACAAAUCCGUCCAACCUUGGACAGCAUUGAUAAACUGGGAGAUCUUUGGAUGGGUUAGGAUGUAUAGACAGGGCCCGUAGCUUCAUAACACAAUAACCAAUGUAAUGGUCAUUUUAAAUGUAGUCAAUUUGGAUUUAAAUUCACUAUGAUUUACUGAUUAGUCAUAAACCUAAAGAGAGAAGUCAUGCAGACAUUUUGUUUCAAACAUAUGAGUGUAAUAGCCGUAUAUUUUCUGAACAAUAUUUAUUAAACCAGAAUAUAUAAAGAAUCAGCAAGGGUAUUAAUGAUUUUAAAACAAAAUAGCAGCACUUUUCUUCUAAUUUACCCGUUUCGGCUUUAAAUUUCUAAUUUCCGUACUUCAUUGCCAGCACAACAUCAAAAUGGAGUUAUCUGUUACUCUUUCUUUGUGGGACAAAAUUCAGAGUAGGAUUUGACAGGUAAAUAACUUAUUUGUUAAGUAUGGGUAGUUAAAUAUUUUUGCAGGUACAUAUUAUUAUAACUUGGGAGAUUCAUCAUGGGUAAUUUCACGAAGGAACCAUGAAUUAGCCAGAGAAAACAAGGAAUUUAUUCGUCAACUCAUUUUUAUUUAAAUGGUUAUGUCAAUAAUCAAAAUUGUCGUUUCUGAGGUACGGAACAUCGACAGAUAAUUCAUCAGUACCAAUUGCACCCUACCAAAUGUACCGUCUAGUGCGGGGUGACCUCGCAGGACGUUAGCAGGCAGAAAUUUGAGCGCUAGAGCCUCAAACAUUAAUGUUAUGAACAGUGCAAUCGAAAGAGCCAGACUAUGUGAGUCAGCAAAUGGAGCUCUUUUAAAAGAGGUCAUCUUCCAUGUCUUGUCAAACAAAUCUUCAUACUUUAAAGAGUAGUCACAAAACAACUUCUUCAGCUUAAUGAUGCCGUUUUUGUGUAUACAUCAUGCCCCUGCAGCCUCACUGCUCAGUUCACAGGCAUUUAGGAGUUAAACCAGUUUUGUUUCCGUUAAUGCAGCCAUAGCCACACCUCCCUUGGCUGUGACUGACACAGCCUGCAUGAAACAAAAUGGUUUCAGUUUCACUCAGAUCCAACUUUCUUUAAAAGUAUUUAUCUCCUGCUGUGUAAAUUGAACUGCAAUUACAAACAAGAGGCUCCUGCAUGACCCAGCAAGCUAUUCAUAGAGCAGGAGAUACGAAAUUCUAAAUUAAACAGAAUUUACAAUAAAGGAAGUAUAAACAUCACAUACACAAAAUAGGAUAAAUGAUGGAGAUAGGAUAGAACACAGCACAAGUACUUGUCUGUCCUAUUCCAAUUAUCCUUUGCACCAAUGAGAGACUCCAGGGGUCUCUCAGGGCUUAAUCCUAAAUUCAAAGAAUAGAACAAAUGUAUGUACAGUGGUUCACUGAGAGUGAAACCUAUGUACAACUUGGACAAUCUUAGUAACAUAUAUUGUAGUUGUGUCAAAAUGUUAAACAUUUAACAACAAAAGUAUUCAUAAGGGAUCAUACAAUAAAAUAAUACAAAAUAGAUCUAAAGACAGCCUUCUGAGGCUAAACUCCUAUGUCUGGAUAAGGUUAAAUCAUGAAAAAAUAAAUCUAAUAAUGAGCACCUCCAGAUCAUACUGGUAUAAAUAUAAAUAAAAAGGGGACUUUAUUUAUCCAAGAGAAAAAAAAAAAGUAGCCCUAGUUCUAGUUUGGGUUUCUUUUGGGCACUUAAUUGUUUCUUUUUUAUCACUGUUUGGAAUUAUGUUUAUUUGAUUGCCUAUUACCUUUCAUUUUCUUGUGCCUGUCUAGUUAGCUUUGAAGGGAGAUAGGCUUUUAUAGUUGAAUACUUGCCGGUUAUCUACAGUCAAUAGAAUCUGUACUUCCUCUCUCUCCUCAUACUUCUAAUACUGAUAUGGUUAUUUUAGAACUAACUACUGGUAUUUCUGGUACUUUUUUUUUUUUUUUUUUCUCUUGGAGCCACUUUCAAUAAAGCCCCCUUUUUAUUUAUAUUUAUACCAGUACAUUUGUUCAAGUAUAAAUAUUAGAUGACCUUUUACAGGAAGUGUUUAGGAAAGCUGUGUAAGUCACAUGCAGGGAGGUGUGACUAGGGCUGCAUAAACAAAGUAAUGUAUCUUCUAAAUGGCUGAAAGCUGAGCAGUGAGACUGCAGGGACAUGAUCUAUAGACCAAAAUUUCUUCAUUAAGCUAAACUUGUUUUGGUGACUAUAGUGUCUCUCUAAGCAUUCAUUGUAUAUAAUAUCAUUGAAAUUGGUUCAGUAACAAAAAGUUAUUGACUUCUCAAACCAUACCUGUAAUUUUGGCCCACCCUGUACAUCUUCUCUGCAAAGUACAUGAUGCGUUUGGCAUCAGUAUUUUACAUAAUUUACAGAGUAAGUGUUGUGAUUGCUGUGGCUCAGAGCAGAAGAAUUGCCUGUAGGAAUGUUCUCCUGCUAACCCCUAUUUUUCAUUCCUUGGCAUAGAGGGCUAUGUUGAUUCUGAACUGAAAAUUGAUUGAUAGGUAAGAAGAAGGCAAUAUCGUUUUACGAUAAUCUAGAUGUUGAAAGCAGUUAUACUAGUGCAUUGUGUGUACAAUUAAAUGCUCUUUUUUAUUAGAGCAAAACGUGAUAUUUAUCACAAACCAUCCUUUCUCUUCUGUGUUUGUCCCUUUAAUUUUUUUUAGCAAUAAUAUUAUUAAAUCUCUCUCGUGCUAUUGGCUGAGAGAGGCCCUGUUUUAAUAUUGUUGGAUAUGUGUUUCAAAUGAUUUUAUAUUUUUGGAUAAACUUUUAAAAUUAAUAUUUAAAUUUUGUAAUAUUUUGAAAUAUCAAUGUAAUAAUUGAUAUAUGAUUUUUUUUUUUAUAUUUUAAUGUUUUGCUUAAAUAAUUGUAAACGUUUAUCCAAAAAUAUUGAAUUGAGGCCAUAGUGAGGGUUUUAUAUAUUCUACCUGAUAAACAAACUGUUUUUUUUGUUGUUUUUUUUCCUGUAGGAGGAUCUACCCACCUGAUGAUAAAUUAUUAUUAGAGAAAUAUGAGGGUCUCCUUGCCACUGCCUUUCAGACAUUCUUGGCCGGACGGGCUGCUACUCUUCAGCGGGAGAUGAAUAAUCCUCUGAAAAGAAUGAAGGUAGGUUAAUUCCUGUGAAUUAUUAAUAAAAUGUGACUGAAUUUUUUAUUCUUUAAAUAAACAUGAGUUCAAAUUCAGAGGCUAAGACCGCAUUUGCUGGUGUGAUUAAUGCAGUGAAGGUAAGUAAAAAGCACACUUACCUUCUCUGCACUUCUGUGUUCAGGGCAAGUUCUCUGCUCAAUGAUGUCUUGUGCCGUCCCAUGGUAUGUUCAUACACACGGGUAUCAGCAAAUGUAAAAUAAGCACACAUUGGAAUGGCAUUCUGGAUCACAUGGCAUUGCGAGGUUUAAAGACUACUCCAACCAUUUUGGAGGGGGGGACCUUUCUAGUGUAAAAUAUUAGUGUAUUAGUGUAAAACAUUAUUGAUCACCAUGAAGAAGGCCCCUGUCCCUCCAAAUUGGUAAAAAAAUAAAUAAAUAAAAUUGCAUUUUACUCACCUGGAAUCAAGCGCCGGGCAAAGCACCCAGGGCUGGCUUCUGCGCGCCCCCCCCUUCAAUUGUCACAAUGUCCAGACUAAUUACAAGAUCUCAUUUAUCAUGCUCAGAGUGCAUGCGUGCGGUCCAGGCUGGCGAGGGGAGGGUGAGAGUGGAAAGGGAAGGUUAAGAAAUUUUUUUUAAAAGUGCAGAGGAUAACGGAGGGAGUGCAAUGUGGGUGGGAGGGAAGGAUUUGUUACCUUGCAGAGCACCUGCAAGGUAGAAGGUGAUCACAUCUGUUGGCAGACUUCAAAUUACUGAAGUAGUCAUGGUGGAUGAAAUAACCUUUUAAUUUAUAUUUUCAAUUAUAAGAAAUGAAUGCAAGAAUUUAAGCUGGUCAUUUGGAGUAACCAAUUUUAGACACCAAUCUUGUGAAUGAAAUGUCACACACCUAUAAAUGCAGUGUGGCAUAAAACUAAUCCUUUAGAUUCCAAUAUUUCCCUGCAUUCUCUUAGCAGCAAUCUGCGUUGUAUUAACUGUAUUUAGGGCAGAGACAUGGGUUUAAAUCUUACAUUAACAAGGCAGUCUAUCAGCUGUUCUGACAUUUCUUGUUCCAUCAAUGUAGAAAUGAUCGUGUGGUCCAUAAUGAGGAAUCUGUUGUGAGGGGUUUAGGCAGACACACACCAUAACUUAUAGUGAUGGAUGACUGUGUUAGCACUGAAACGUCUACACUUGUUGUGCACAUGUCUGCUUGAUAAAUAAAGCUGUGUUAUACGCAUUUAUUAAAUCCCAUGAGUGCUCUUUGUCAAGUAUUUAUAGAGUGGCCACAAAUUGCACCAGAAACUUAACCUCUGGAGAUGUUAAAUGUGUGGCUCAAGUUGGAUACAGAUGUAUAUAUAAUUGUGAUGUGUGUGUGUAUGUGUGUGUGUGUGUGUGUAUAUAUAUAUAUAUAUAUAUAUAUAUAUAUAUAUAUAUAUGUAUAUAUAUAUAUAUGUAUGUAUGUAUGUAUGUAUGUAUAUAUAUAUAUAUAUAUAUAUAUAUAUAUAUAUAUAUAUAUAUAUAUAUAUAUAUAUAAAAAUAUGUAUGUGUGUGUGUUUUUAUUCUGCCGAUGCUAUGCAUCUGAUGGGGGUGAAUGGCACUCGUCUCUCUCAUGGUUCAUGAGUGUGUGUAACUUUAAUUGUGGUUUCACAACACAUCCGAUCUGCUAUGCAAAAUAUACAAAUGGACACAAGGAGCAUUGUAGAUUUUCAGGGCUGUAUAGUUUUCCAAAAGUACUUUUGGAGCCGUAGCACAGUUAAGAGUCUGUAUGAACUUCCCCACCACAGUCUUUUUGAUCAUUGAGGCUUGUUUGUAUGACUGUGGCUUGGUUUGUAGGCAGAUUUAUUACAUAAACAGUAGCCGUUUUAAAGCUAGAUUAGCCGGUAAGAGAAUACAGCUUGUCUUUCUUUGGUUUAAGGAGGAAUUGUCCCUUUUAGAAUAUGCUCCACUUAUGUCCAUUAUCUCAACAAUGCAUUAAAAAUGGGGUCACUUCCAUCCUGGAGUAUCUCUUUAAUUAUAUCCAGCAAUCUUGUUACUGGGGAUAGGACAAAUAUUGGCAUUAAGGGGUCAGUGUAUCUCUCUCCUGGCUACUCUAUGGAUUAAUUCGUUCUGGCAGUUUCAUGGUGAAAUUUGAAUGGACAAAGUUUUCUUUUUCAGUUCACUUUUUUUUUUGCAUGACAACUUCUUAAUGUAGUUAUUUUGAUAAACGGUUUGCUUAUUUUUCAAUUUUAAAAGGAGCAGUAAAAUUUCUUCAAUGUAAAUAUAUUCCACAUGAUUUUCCGUUUACAUUUUUCAAAUAUUUUAUUUUUCAUUUUAUGCGAAUUGAAGGAUUUUGGAAAUAAUAUUGCAUUGCGGAAUAACUGUCAGAACUGAUAGAAGUUCCUUUUUAUCAAAAGUUAAUAUUUUGAUAAUGAUUUCUAGUUAUUGAGUUAAUACCACGCUACUGCGGCAGUCCCCUUACAUACAUGGAAGGAAAGAAAAGUAGAAAUCUCCCCUCCCUCUGCUGUGUGCACUCCGAAAAGGAAAAGUGGGUUUGAAAGUUACAGUUAUAAAGUACAGAGAUCUUUAACCUUUUUAUCUGAAUUGAACCUGUUGUUCUGUUACUUUUCUUUUUCUCUGGAAACAAAGCAAAAACACUGAAAACAGGCAGACCACUCACUCAUGCCUUCCUAUCUGAUGCUCUGAUCAUGCUGUUAAACAUAUAGCUUAUUGGACAAGGACAGAAUACAAAUAGGACCACAUUAUUGGUUACUUGAGGCUGUGAGGAUGACGCAUAGAAAGUUGAAAGUCGGUUUUCCUUGAACACAGAACAGAAAUCUGAUUCCUUUCCUGGGAGAUCAGGGAAAUAAGGGGCGAAUGGUCAACACACAUAUAGAAGGCGUAUGCCUGUAAUUGUGGGAGGGAUUUAGGCCUAUUUAAACCCAAGGAACCCUCACUUACCUGUCUUCGUCGGUUCCGGAAAUCCGUCUCCUCGCUUCCGUUGCGCGCAGACCUCUGACGUCACUCUCCCGCGUCGCUCAGAGAGUACGUCCAGCGUCUCAGUGAGAGCUCACGAACGGCUCCGUUCGGUGAUUUACAACAACUGUAAGUCCUCAUAACUGUUCGAUUAAGCAACUGGUCGCAUGGGGGUUUUCUACAGGGGGGGGGUUGCCAUUCGUUUUCUUACAGCUAUUGCAUGUUCUGUCACUUACAGAGAAAGAAGAAGUGACUUUAUAAGUGAUAUUUUUAACUAAAGUUUGCUCUUGAUUACGGUGCUUGGAGUCCUCUGGCAUUGCCCCGUGGUAAGAUUUGAUCCGACCAGAGUACUUAAAGUGUUCCCAUGUAGUUUUAUCUGGCCUUGGACACCAUUUCUUUGCUGAGAGUGUUAGCUCUCCUAUUCAAAUAUUUUAGGAGAUUCCCCUUAUGAAAUACUUAAGUAGGUUCCGCACGUGAUAAUCUCUAAUAUGUUUAUUCCAAAAUAAACUGACCUAUAUCUGAUUCAGUCUACUGUUUCAUUCUCGAAAAAAGGGGCAUACCGAUUACAAUUUGUAUCAUCCUGUUUCUUUCUACCUAGAAUAUACGUGUAUUUGUUUUCUUCGUUAUGCUGUUAUGUUACAUACUUUAUACGUGUCAUAUAAAACCAUUUACAUUUAUUAUGUGUACAUGGCAUGUCAUGCUGUCUAUUAGCACAUGCAGUAUUAGAAUCUUUCGAAUCUAGAAAUGUGCUCUCCCAGUAAGCCUAAUAGCCACCGUUGGCUGUUUUCAUACUUCUACCCCUCCAUUAAUGAAAGCAUUAAACAGGGAUUAUGUAUUGGGUAGAGAUUAAAAAAUACAUCAGGUGCCAUUUUAUGACCUCUUACACAUCACGUGUAUCAAGAAUAUUUGGGUCAGUGAUUUGUAGUAGCUGCGAGCUUACAAACCUAAGUUAAAAAAAAAAAAAAAAAAUAUAUGAGGGCAGACCGUACACUGGCACUUCGUCUUACUACGAAUUGGUAUCACGUACGCUAUUUAUAAACAAUUCUUUCCUUUCUAGGAAUCCAAUUCGUCAUUCAGUACUACCAAUUUACGCAGGUUUUCACGUUCACGGUCCGGUUAGUGUAUAUAAAAAAUAAAAAAUAAAAAAAAUUUUAUUAGCAAGUUCGCCUAGUUUACGCCUCCCAUUUGUUUUUUUUUUGCAAUAGGUGAUUCAGCUCGGGUAAAAAAAAAAAAAAUAAAAAAAUAUAUACCACCCGACCAUACAAACUCAUUAGUGCGACUCAAGUACGUACCAAGUUCACAUACAGGUAAGGAUAACGAACGUUUAUUUAUUUCUUUUUCGUACGUAUCAUCCCUCGUAGUUUAGGUGGCUGGCUGUUAAGGUCAUAGCAACCCAGUAGUGUUAAAUAUCAUCCCGGCUCUCUCGCCUUAAAAUAGUGGUCCCGCGAGGCCAACACCCAUCCUCAAUUCAGAGGUACUACGUCCCUCGGGCCAAUCCAUAGGUAGCCGCCUCGCACGUGGCAUAGAGAGGGCCUCACCUGUCACUCCCAUUCUAUCUUAUGACUACUACUCAUCGAGAGGCCAACACCCCGCCACAACGUUAGGUGGCCACGAAAUUCCCUUGCGCCAACUCAUAGAUAGAGCCUCUCAAGCCGCUUGGCACUUAGCAGGGCCUCACCAGUCACCGGCUUAGUGUAAUUGCUUCGCCGCAGAGCGGCACUAGCUAGUCAGCCAGCACACUCACAUAAAAAAUAAAUAAAUAAAUAAAUAAAAAAAAUAAAAUUAUUUCCUCCUAACAUAAUCAUCUCUUUUCACGCCCAUAGCAUGUCUAACGAUUCAGUUCAAGAAGAAGACCUGUCACUUGCCAGCACUCCCUCCAGACCUGGCAGUCAGCCAAGACAGUCUAGUACGAUGUCCAAAUACAGAUCCUGGACUGUCCCAAAAAUCACUGCUGAACUGAAUAAAAGGAACAUUCCUUUUCCGGCUACAGCCAGAAAAGCUGAACUUUUCCGCCUAUUAAACUCGCAAGACGUAGAGUUACCAGGCCCCAGUUCCGAUGCUACGAUCCAAAAUAGCUUGUCAGAAUUACGUAAUAUGAUGACCUCCCUGGUGGCUUCAGUAGCUACCAUAAAUAAUAGAUUAGAUAAUCUGGAAACCUCUUGUCAAGCUAGCAUUCCGGAAGUACAAGUCCCACUAGGACAACCAGAAACAAGCUCAGGAGGUAACUCCAACCCAUUCCCUGCUAAAACAUCUAAUAUAAUAAACCCAGUACAUUUGAUACCACAAAACUUAAAAAGAGAUAUACUAGAAGGGAAAGAUGUUAAUCUAGCCUCUCUCCUCAUUGCCUCACAGGAUAUAAUCGAAAAUAGAGCCUAUACUUUCGGCGAUAUAUCCGUGGUAAUGAAAACUAGAGAUCCUAGGCUCAACAAAAAACUUAAUAUUCCUGAGUUUGUACUAGCCUUUGGCCUAUAUAGAGACGUAGUUUGCACUGCCUUCCCACACCGUAGAGAAGAGCUGGAUCUAUAUCUGCACAAACUGGUGGAAUUAGCCUAUAAAUACGGGGGGUACGCGUUUUACGACUAUCAUAAGUCCUUUGCUGCCAAGUCAGCUGCAUCAUUGGCCCAGUUCAACACCCCCAUCGAUUGGAGUCAAUUGGAUACAGAAUUAUUCUGUAGACAUUUUGCCGGGCUUAAAACACCAGCAUGUGCAAUAUGUGCCUCAGCGUCUCAUACGGCAAAUUUCUGUCCAAAUAAUAUAAGUGGUCCGUCUAAUAGUAGUACCAGUCCGGAUUAUUUCCCUAAUCAAAGGGAAAUGAAAGAUAAGUUGGGGAGACCUAUAGUAUUUCUCGGGAAAGCUCAAGUCUGUAACAACUUUAACGCAGGAGGCUGUAGUUACAGCGCUUGUAGAUUGCUUCAUAUUUGCUCAAUCUGUUUCAGAGCACACGCGAAAACCAUGUGUCCAAACAAACUGUUCCCUAAAAAAGCUAUGACCCCAAUAAACGUAAACAAUUUACAACGUUACUUGACUGUACAUCCUUCUUCUUACUUGACAGACUUUCUCGUAUCAGGUUUCACGACAGGCUUUCACACAGGUUUGGUAGCACUCCCUUCAGGCAUACUAGAAUGCCCCAACCUACAAUCAGCUGUUACAGACCCAGUCACUUUAACGGAUCUCCUCAAUAAAGAAAUUGAACUUGGUUUCAUGAUAGGUCCCUUUACUACUCCACCCUUCACCUCCUGGAGAACCAGUCCACUCGGUAUAGCCACGGGCAAGUUUAACAAUAAAAAGAGGUUAAUAAUCGACUUUUCAGCACCUCAUACUUCCACAGCCCCAAGCUUAAAUUCCCUCAUACCGUCAGAAGACUUUUCACUGCAGUACGCAAAAAUAGACGACGCCAUACAAGCUAUCAUCAAUUCGGGCGACGCAGCCUGGGUGAGCAAAACAGAUAUUUCAAACGCUUUCAAACUCUUACCAAUUAAACAGUCACUCUGGCACCUUCAUGGUGUUAAGUGGGAAGGGAAAUACUAUUUUGCAACCAGGCUGACCUUCGGCUCCAAAAGUAGCCCAAAAAUCUUCGAUAUAUUCGCAGAAACCUUAAACUGGCUACUACUAAACAAUUCCAGGUGCCCAGUAGUAAUUCACUACCUCGAUGACUUUUUAUAUAUCGAGCCUAGCUACUACACGCCACAUAGUCUAAGUAAUGCACUAUCCCUAUUUAAUGACUUAGGAGUCCCGGUAGCUCCAAACAAAACAGAGGGUCCCAGUACAGAAAUAACUUUCUUAGGCAUCACUCUUAAUUCCGCGACUAUGCAAGCUAGCCUCCCUCAGACGAAAGUAGACAGAAUUCUUACUAACAUUCACAACUGCACCAACCAAGGGUCUUGUACCAGGAAAGAGUUACAGUCGCUUUUGGGUUCCCUUAACUUCGCCAUGAGAGUUGUCCCUCGAGGCAGGUCUUUCAUCUCUAGGCUUCUGUCUCUCCUACACGGCCUCCCUGACGACGGCACUAGAAUUAAUCUAGAUAAUCCUGCGAGGGCCGACCUUAAUAUGUGGGAACUGUUUUUAACUACAUGGAACGGUAGGUCACUUUUUAUUCCCCCCAUAUCAGAUGAGUCCCCGGUUAUCUGGACAGACGCAGCAGCUACCACCGGGUACGCUGCAAUAUUUGAGGACGAAUGGGUGUACGACAGUUGGCCACCCGAAACACUUACCCUAGAGAAUUUCGAUAAAACCUCUGCAUUCUUCGAAAUUUUCCCAAUAGUAGCGGCAGCUCUCAUCUGGGGAAAUCAUUGGAGGGGGAAAGCAGUGAAAUGUUACUCUGAUAACCAAGCAGCAUGCGACAUAAUUAACAAGGGCCGUUCUCAGUCCCUGCCAAUCAUGAGUCUUGUAAGGAAACUUACUUGGUUGGCUGCAAAUUUACAGUUCUAUAUGCAUUGUAUCCAUGUUCCUGGUGUCUUAAAUAAUGCAGCUGAUGCUUUGUCUCGUUUUAAUUUGCAGGAAUUCUUCAAACUACACCCUACAGCAAACAAACACUCCAUAAAUCCCCCACAAUUCAAAGACCUAAUCAUGCUCUAAAUCAGUUAUUAGAACAUAGUAGAAUUCUUGCACAGGCAGCCUUGUCGGAAAACACAAAAAAAGCUUACGAUAGGGCAUUUGACCUGUUCAAAAAAUUUGUACGAGAUUUCAACAUAAUAAACUGUUUUUCUGUAGAAACUAUGGUUGCAUUCUCAACUUUUUGCCACCUCUCAUUAAAACUAGCCUACAAUACCAUAAAACUUUAUUUAACAGGAGUACAACAUUUCAUGCUAAUUCUUUUCCCAAACAAGUCCCCUUUCUUGUCCACAUACCCUGUUAAAAGUAUACUAAAAGGUAUCCAGAGACAAAAGGCACAUGUAGCCCUGAAAAGACUCCCCAUAGACAGUAACCUCUUUAAAGAUAUCUCCAAUCUAUUAGAUAAAAAUCCUUUUGAAUAUAACACUAACCUAGUAAUUAAGACAGCAGCGUAUCUUGCCUUUUUUGGGUUCCUCAGACCUAAAGAAUUUUCAGUGGAGAAAAUAUCCGACACAAAAAAUUGUCUCAAACAAGGAAACCUAACUAGAGUACAUGAUCAUUUCAUAUUAUCUAUUCCCCGCACAAAAACUAACCAAUCAGGUCCCCCAGUAGACAUUAAAUACUUUCCUACCGGUUCCAUCUGGUGCCCAGUACAAGUACUAGAUAAGUUCAUACUGAAUCAACGAGUUAAAAAUCCAGAUUUGCCUCUGUUGACCCUACAAGGUAAGCCUCUCACCACUAAACAAUUCAUGCUAUACAUCCGCGCUUUACUCCUCAGACUAGGCCUCAAUCCUAAUUCCUUCACGGGACACUCAUUCCGCAUCGGAGCAGCCACAACAGCCUCAAGUAGUCAAGUGCCAACACAUAUUAUAAAGAAAAUGGGCCGCUGGAAAUCCUCCGCGUAUAACCAGUACAUUCCAAACCCGGAGAAAGAGAUCAGACUUGCAUUUUGUAACAUGUCUAAAUAAUGUUGUGUUAAUAAAUGUUUGUUUCUCUUAUUUUUGCCCUCUUUUUUACAGGCCUAACCUCUCGUCGGUUUCGGCACACCUCAACCGACUCUCAUUUUUAAAAACAUAACUCUCCAUUUUAAGUAUACGCCCCUUUUUAUAAUCCCGUACACAAAUAGAAGGCGUAUGCCUGUAAUUGUGGGAGGGAUUUAGGCCUAUUUAAACCCAAGGAACCCUCACUUACCUGUCUUCGUCGGUUCCGGAAAUCCCCUCCCUCCACACCCUUUUUUAAAUAUCAAUAAUUCAGGGUGGGCCCUCUUUUUUACAGGCCUAACCUCUCGUCGGUUUCGGCACACCUCAACCGACUCUCAUUUUUAAAAACAUAACUCUCCAUUUUAAGUAUACGCCCCUUUUUAUAAUCCCGUACACAAAUACCGUAUAUACCCGUGUAUAAGUCGAGAAAUUUUACCUGCAAAAUUAAUGUUAUAUUGCAGGCUCGACUUAUACACGGGUGUGAGGGGGGGUGGAGAAUAAAAACAUCAUAGUGGUGCCGCCGGACCGGGCGGCCGCCAAGCCGGUCCGGCGGCAUACUCACCUUCAUGCUUUCUGACACUGAAAGCAUGAAGAAGGAGGGCGGCUGCGGCGGAGUCAGCUGCGGUGGCGGCUGCGGCUGCAUAAUCGGGAGGGAGGGGGCCAUGGGACCGGCGGGAGCAUAUAAAACCACUCUCCCGCCGGUCACUUUCUCUUACCCCUCCAGAUGCGCCGCGCGGGCCAAAUGAGCUCACCCCUCCAGAUGCGCCGCGCGGGCCAAAUUAGCUCACCCCUCCAGAUGGACCAAUCAGCUCACCCCUCCAGAUGGGCCAAUCAGCUCACAUUAUGUAAAGGGCUGCUGGGAUACAUUACAUCAUAUCCCAGCAGCCAAGUGUUUGAAAUAGAGCAAAAGUGUUUAUAAUCUAGUGAGUUUCUGUCAGUGUGUAUGUUUGUUUGUCAGUGUGUGUUUGUCAAUGAAUGUGUGUGUGUUUGUGUCAUUGAGUGUGUGUGUAUGUGUCAGUGAGUGUGUGUGUCUGUGUGUAUGUUUCUGUCAGUGUGUGUUUCUGUCAGUGAGUGUACGGUAUGUGUUUCUGUCAGUGAAGGUGAGUGUUUGUGUCAGUGAACGUGAGUGUUUGUGUGUGUGUGUACGGUAUGUGUGUUUGUCAGUGAACGUGAGUGUUUGUGUGUGUGUGUACGGUAUGUGUUUCUGUCAGUGAACGUGAGUGUUUGUGUCAGUGAACGUGAGUGUUUGUGUGUGUGUGUACGGUAUGUGUUUCUGUCAGUGAAUGUGAGUGUUUGUGUCAGUGAAGUGUGUUGUGUCAGUGUCAGUGAACGUGAGUGUUUGUGUGUGUGUGUACGGUAUGUGUUUCUGUCAGUGAACGUGAGUGUUUGUGUCAGUGAACGUGAGUGUUUGUGUGUGUGUGUAUGUGUUUGUGUCAGUGAAUGUGUGUGUUUGUGUCAGUGAAUGUGUGUGUUGUGUCAGUGAAUGUGUGUGUGUGUUUGUGUCAGUGAAUGUGUGUGUUUGUGUCAGUGAAUGUGUGUGUAUGUGUUUGUGUCAGUGAAUGUGUGUGUUUCUGUCAGUGAAUGUGUGUGUAUGUGUUUGUGUCAGUGAAUGUGUGUUUCUGUCAGUGAAUCAGUGAACGUGUGAGUGUUUCUGUCAGUGAAGUGUUUCUGUCAGUGAGUGUGAGUGUUUCUGUCAGUGAGUGUGAGUGUGUUUCUGUUAGUGAAUGUGAGUGUUUAUGUCAGUGUGUGUGUUUCUGUCAGUGUGUGUAUGGUAUGUGUUUCUGUCAGUGAAUGUGUGUGUCAAGAGUCAAUGAGUGCAUUUGUGUAUGAGCCAGUGAGUGCGUGUGUGUAUAUAUUAAAGGAACAGUAUAGGGUCAGGAACACAAAUGUAUUCCUGGCCUUAUAGUGUAGGGUCCCUGGCCCCCUCUUGCCCCCUAAGCAAAAGGGGGCCAGUGUAAUAUAUACACACUAUAUAUUAAAGGAUACACUAUAUAUUAAAGGAACAGUAUAAGGUCAGGAACACAAAUGUAUUCCUGGCCUUAUAGUGUAGGGUCCCUGGCCCCCUCUUGCCCCCUAAGCAAAAGGGGGCCAGUGUAAUAUAUACACUAUAUACACACUAUAUAUUAAAGGAUACACUAUAUACGCUAUAUAUUAAAGGAACAGUAUAAGGUCAGGAACACAAAUGUAUUCAUGGCCUUAUAGUGUAGGGUCCCUGGCCCCCUCUUGCCCCCUAAGCAAAAGGGGGCCAGUGUAAUAUAUACACACUAUAUAUUAAAGGAUACACUAUAUACGCUAUAUAUUAAAGGAACAGUAUAAGGUCAGGAACACAAAUGUAUUCAUGGCCUUAUAGUGUAGGGUCCCUGGCCCCCUCUUGCCCCCUAAGCAAAAGGGGGCCAGUGUAAUAUAUACACUAUAUACACACUAUAUAUUAAAGGAUACACUAUAUACGCUAUAUAUUAAAGGAACAGUAUAAGGUCAGGAACACAAAUGUAUUCCUGGCCUUAUAGUGUAGGGUCCCUGGCCCAUAGUUAAGGCGUACUAUGCUGCCCUGCACACUAUGGGCUUAAACACUGUCAGGGCAGCAUGGUUCAUCCUAGCAGUGCAGCUGUCAGAAAGCACGAACUGAAGGAGGGAGCAGACAAAACUACCGAAUGAUGCUCCCUCGCGGCUCCCACAAUGCACAGCAUAGCCACAUCAUAGAGUAGUGUUUACUCCGUGAUGUGUCCAUGCUGGGAAUUGUGGGUACCGCGAGGGAGCAUCAUAGAGAGACAUUUGUGUUAUAUUUCCAGUCUCUCACGUGCAAGGUCAGCCUCGGGAGAAAGGGAAUAGAGAGACACAAGGGGAGAGGGAGAAGGAGAAGGAGACAUAGAGACACACGAAAGGGAGGGGAAGAGAGACACACAGGGGAUAGGGGAUAAUGAAACAUGUGCAAGAGAGAGACACAGGGGGAGGGAAAAAGAGACAGAGGGGAAGAUAGAGACUGGGAAGAAAAGGGGAGAAAUGGACACAUAGGAGCAGUGAGGGGGAGAAAGAAACAUACCGGUACACCAUAUAAGGGAACUUGAUUGACUAUUUACUCUUGUUUGUUGUCAAAUGAUUAUUAAGAUUACGGUACAUUAAUAACAGAAUAUUUUCGGUAAAUUCUUAUCUUCAGAAAAAUGAGUUUUGCAAAGAAAACGAGAGCUUCUUACACUGCUGCACUUAAAUUGAAAGUUAUUGAACGUGCAAAAGAAGCCAAUAAUAGCGUAGCUGCAAGAGAGUUUAGCAUCAGUGAAAAACUCGUAAGAGAUUGGAGGAAAAAUGAGGCUAAAUUGCAAGCCAUGCCGAAGUUGAAGAAAGCAUUACGUUUCAAAGCUACACCUUUUGAUGGAAUGGAAAAGGAUUUGAAUGACUGGAUAAUGGAAUGUAGACAAAAUGGGUAUGCUGUGACUCGCUCGAGCAUUCGAAUACGAGCACUUCAGAUUGCAAAAGAAAAAUAUUUGGCGACUGAAGGUAUGACAAAAUUUAGAGCAUCGUCUGGUUGGUGCACACGAUUCAUGAACCGAUAUGGAUUGUGUCUUCGUCAGCGAACAAAGAUCGCUCAGAAGCUGCCUAAAGAGCUGGACGAAAAGGUCAUGUCAUUCCACAAAUUCAUUAUCAAACAGAGAAAAAAGAAUGGUUUCGCUCUGAAUAACAUUGGUAAUAUGGAUGAAACUCCGAUGACAUUUGAUAUGCCUGGCAAUCGAACUGUAGAAAGCGUUGGAGAAAAAACUGUACUUAUAAAAACAACCGGUCAUGAAAAGUCACAUUUCACUGUUGUACUGUCUUGCCUGGCAGAUGGCACUAAACUGCGCCCGGUAAUAAUAUUCAAGAGGAAAACAAUGCCAAAGAAUUUAAAAAUUCCGGCAGGAGUAACUGUUCGUGUUCACCCUAAAGGCUGGAUGGAUGAGGAGGGUACAAAGUUGUGGCUGCGCAAUGUGUGGGGCAGGCGACCAGGCGCAGCGCUAAGAAAAUGUCCGUCGUUAUUGGUGUGGGAUAUGUUCCGUGCGCAUAUAACAGAGGAUGUGAAGGAUGAAGCAAAAAAAAUGGCAACCACGUUAGCAGUGAUUCCAGGCGGCCUAACAUCAAUGCUCCAGCCACUGGAUGUCUGUCUCAACAAGCCUUUCAAGGACCGAAUACGCAAUAUGUGGCAACAAUGGAUGUGUUCUGGUCAAGCAAAGUUAACGAAAGGAGGAAACUUGAAGAAACCAGACAUUGAUUUGAUAUCAAAAUGGGUAAAGGAUGCUUGGGAUUCAAUAUCACCAGAAAUGAUCAAGAAGUCGUUCCUGAAAUGCGGAAUUAGUAACGCUAUGGAUGGAUCAGAGGACGACGCCAUCUAUGAAGAGAAAGAUGAAUCGGCUUCAUAUGCCAAUUCAACAGAUGACGACAGCGAAGACGACGUUUAUGCUGAUGGCAUCACCGAAGAACAAUAUCGUGACUUAUUCGGACAUUCUGACGAUGAUGAGUCAGAGUUUGAAGGAUUUGUAUAGGCCAAACAAUGUUUGUGCUAUUUUGGAGGGCAUAACUAAAAAGUUCCCUGUAAUAAGUUUAAGGAAUUCGUUACAGUUAAUAAAUUAAAUGUUCAUGUUCAUGAUUGCUGAUUUUUUUUAAAUCCAGUUUUUAACUGACAUGUUUGAUUGUUCCAGGAUCUUAGGUAAAAUCUGACAAAAUUAUUAAAAAAAAAAAAAAUCACAGAAUUUCAUAGCCCCAAGUUUUACCCUCGACUUAUCCACGAGUCAUAGCAUAUUUCUUAAUUGUUGGUCACAAAACAGCACUCGACUUAUACACGAGAUCGACUUAUACACGAGUAUAUACGGUAAUAUUAAUGGUAAUGGUGAAAUAAGCUGCAAUGGAGCUAUGCACGCACCCAAUGAUGAUGUAAGCCAUGGCCUAGGGGCAUAGCCCGCUCUAUAUUUACAGAAGAAAGACAUGAAAACAUGUUUGCCAUAGAUAAAAUAAUACAUUCACCUGAUUUUAAACAUAAUAUGUUCUAUAAAAAAAUGAGGUUUUGGACCCAUGGAUGUAAGUGUGAAUAUCACCUCUAAAUACUGGGCUUAAUUCCAAAGACAAGUAUGGUGUUGUUUAUAAUUGCCCAAAUCUACCAGUUCCUUGUAUUAAUAAUUAAUAAAUUGCUGUAUGACCAGCACAAUGCUAUCUUCAUAAAGCACUGUCUGUCUGGCCCUCUGCUGUCUUAAUAAAUUGCUCUAUUACUGUCCUGCUGCUCUAUUAGAAAACUGCUGUAUGACCGUCCCUCUGCUGUCUUAUUAAAUUGCUGUGUGUUUGACUCUCUGCUUUACUGAUAAAUUUGCUGCCCUGUUAACCCACUGAUGUAUUUAUAAAUUGCAGUGUAAAUGGCUUGCUGUUUAAAGAUUCGACUGCUAAUACAUAACUGGCAGGGUUAAGGUAUAGAUGAUGGAGUGGGACGUGGGCAUGUCAGCAUCAUAUUUGAUGUGCAGCAGAGCAGGCGCUUGAAAAAUGAAAAUGCAACCAUUUUGCAGUGGUUUACCUUCUUACCCAAAACCCUGCUGGCAGUAUCCUAUGUAAACAGGUUUAUGACAUCUGGAGAGAUGCAGAAGCCGGAUAAUAAUCCUGCCAUUCAUUUAUUGGUUGAGUGUCAUCUGAUCACUUUCAUCCAAUGGGGUCCCCUCUGUGCACAGAAUUGACAUUACCCUGCCUGGCGCUCUUGUUCCAAGAUAACUUAUAACUCUCCUAAAGGUUGAGUUUCACCUCUGUCAGCAAAGUGGUUAAAUUCCGUAUGGGCAUCAUUUCAUGCACAGACUGCAUGCAUCAUGACCACUUCAAAACUCUGACGCAGGUAUGGUGCUUGGAGUAAGCCUUUAACACUUGCAGACUAACCCUCCCAUCACUUUAAUCCAAUCAUUGCCACCGUGGUUGGGUGUAUUUGUCUUGAAAACUAUAAAUUCCACAUAAUCCAUGAGACUGGAGAGGCUGUGUGUCUGCGAGUUACUGUGGAUUUGUAACUUCUGAAAAAUUUGACAAUGAAAUAAAGACCGUGCCCAAAGACUCGAGGCAACAUUACCACUAUACUGAGCAGUAAUGGUUACAUUGCUUAGAGCAGGGGUAGUCAACCUUUUAAUACCUAUCACCCACUUUUGUAUCUUUGUUGAUGGUAAAAUGUUCUUACUGCCCACCAGUGCCACAGUAACUAAUUUUAUAGUGCAAAUGUGUUGUGUUGUGUGUUUGUGUGUGUGUGUGUGUGCGGUGCUGUGUGUGUGUGUGUGUGUGUGUAAGGGAUGUAGUCUAUGCUGUGUUUAGGUGGGUGAGAUGUGAAAAUCUAAAUUAAUGUCUCCCCCUCCCUUCUUCUUACAUUUUACCAGUGAGGAGGGACAUAAUGCUGCAAGUCCUGGCUGUCCAGUGGUGGCAUGUUCACUUUAGCCUGCAGUCCUCCACAAAAACAGUACUGUAUCAGAGCGUUGCCAUUUUAACGCGCGGCAAUGCUUCGACCAGCCUGCUCGUGGAAGGAACACAGCCUCCUUGGCCUUUCCCUCCCUCUUUGAUCUCCACAACCUAAGAGGGCUUAGAGCAAGGAUGGCUCUGCAUGGGCCGGCAGGGGAGAUGAAAGGAUCUCCCCUGCCGGCCUCGUCCCACGGCCAUCGAAGCACACCAGGCAUUUUCCUCAGAACCCACCACCACCCACCUGAAAUCCCAAAUCGUCCACUAGUGGGUGGUAGGGACCAGGUUGACUACCCCUGGCUUAGAGGAUACUUCUAAUGAUGCACACCUUUUUUGGAUACCUUCUCUAUUUUCUCCAGAGCUAGAUGCUAGAUUGAUUAAUUACAGUGUGAAAUUUCAUCUGCUUUAUUAAUAAUUUGUUUUUUGCAGAUUCACCAACAUUACGUUGCUUCUGCUUUACAGGAAGAAGACAUUUUGGAUCUUCUUGAACAAUGUGAGUUGGAUGAUGAAAAGCUGAUGGGGAAAUCCACUCGGCAAAAGGAACCACGGGUAUGUAGGAAUAACAUAAUAAAAUAACCUUUUUAUUCCAUUAUUCUUCUGAAUAUAACCACGGUUAAAAAGCAUACAUGACAGCAUACAUUAAAAGCAGGACAGAGCCUUGGCACAUUACCUUCUUGAUGCCAGAUUGCCAGUAAGUUAAGCCUUUAUUAGCAGAAGGGGUUGGCAAAGACACUGGUGUUAUAAGUAAACGCUAUAGUUUUUCUUUAAUGGUUUAAUCUAUGUAAUCUCAGAAGAAACGUAUUGCAGGUUCUGAAUGCAAGCAAGUACCUUUAUGCUGGACUAAAUGUGCAGGACUUCAAAUUUUGAGUCCUUCUAUAGACCUCUUCACACACUUUUUUUUUAUUCUUCAUUAUUUUUAUAUUUUUAUAUUAUUAUUAUAUAUAUAUAUAAUCACAUGCAGGGUGAGUCCAAAGCUAUAUGACUGUUGUAUUUAUUAAUGUGAAAUUACAUAAAUAAAGAUCAGCAAAUAUUAAAAUGUAUAGGCACAUACGUAGCAAACACUGGAGAAGUUGUUGUAGACACAGGUCCACUUCUGUAGCUUCAGAUAGGUAUUCCGCUGAUUCAAUAGUGAAGAAACCCCAUAUCACUAUAGUGUUGCCUACAAGGAUGAAUAAAAAUAAUGUAGUAACUGAGUUACACCUGGAUUGGGCUUUUAACUGGGUUGAAAUCUUGAAAUCUGAUUGUGUUGAUCAAAGGGAUGAAACUUGGCCCUGUUGGUCACCGGGUUGGAAAUUGGCCGUAUUGGUCAUUGGUUGGAACUUGCCCUGUUGGUCAAUGGGAUUGAAAUUGGCCAUGAUGGUCACAAGUUUGAAAAUUGUUUGUACUGGUGGAAUGAAUAUGUUGGUCACUGAGGUAUAACUUGCCAUGUUGUUCGCUGGGGUGCAGGGGCAGGCUGGGACGGGAGGCAGGGAGGCAAUUGCCCCCUAGGCCGCCCUAAAUCCAGGGCAGUCCGCAUCCAGCAAAAAAAGGAAAAAUCUGAAAAAAAGCCUCUGGCUGAGGACUCAGAAUUUUCAACUUGCCUCUCUCCAUGCAGCCUGCAGCCAGUGGAGUCUGCCGUCUCCUGCUGGGGAGUCUGGGAGAAGAGCAGAGGAAGUCACCCCCCCUCCUCCUGAGAUCAUCAGGAGAGGCCGACUUCACUGGCUGCUGCCUCCUGCCCAUCCCUCCGUGUCCUAAGGUAAGAUUCACAGAGGGGAGGGGGGAAUACACUUUAGUUUUUUUUUUUAUCCCCUUCCUCAGCUCCUGACCCCUUCAACAACCUACUUCAACCCCUAUUCCCCCACUACAUUUUCUAACCCCCCAAUAACAGCUCAUACCAUCCACUACAGCCCCUAGCCCACUAAUACAGCCCUGUCCCCUGGCUUUAAAAGUGUAAAGUCUGUGUGUGUCAGUAUGUAUGUCUGUGUGUCAGUAUGUCUGUCAGUGAGUGUGUGUUUGUUAGUGUGUGUCAAAUUAGCAGGUCUGUGUGUGCCUGGCAGUGAGUGUGUCUGUUUAGGUCAUUGUCCCCCUUUCAAUCACAUGGGAAAGGUGUUUAUACUCUCGUCUUGGUGCAUUGGGUUGCUUGACUGGAUUUGCCCCCCAGGCCUAAGGCUGCCUGCCCUCCCCUGCCGAGGUGGAGCUUAAUUGGGUUGGAAGUUAAAUAUGUUGGUCACUGUAUUGGAACUUGCCAUUUUGGUCAUUGAGUUGGAAUUUUCCAUCUAGGUCACUGAGAGGGAUAACGAUUGUUGUUGGUCACACGGUUGGACUGUGUGGAUCACUGGGGUCGAAUUUGAUCAUGAUUGUCAUUGGAGUGUGGUUGUAUGUGUCAGAGAUGGAAUAGAGUCAUAUAGGUCAGUAGCUUACAAAGGGGUCUGGAUGUGUGAUGCUUUUUGCCUCUCUCCUUUUUUUUUUUUUUUUUUUUUUGCAUACAGCUGUCUGUGCCCAGCUUGAUAUGCAGUAACCCUGGAGAUUUAUUCAUAUCUUUGCAUUCUAUUUAGGUAUAUGUCACUUUGUGUUUUACAAUUGCCUAACUUUGAAUUGUUAGUUUAGUCUGAAAGAUGUGUGCAGUAAUCUUUGUUUCUCCUCUCUUACAUGACAAUGUAUCAGCAGAAAGCUGGCACCUUACUGUUUGCCUAAUAAUACUCCGGGAAUAGCUUUUUAGCAAACAAUCUAAAAGCUAAAGGGAUGAUACAUGAUGUUCUACUCAAAACACGACAAAUAUUACACUAUAUUUCAGUGACGCCAUUGUGUAUUGUGAACACAGUCAGUUGUGCUCAUAAUUUAUUUGUUUAUUAAACUGACAAAACAAAUCGCCUGGACACAUUAUAUGAUUCAAAAAGUACUGAAAAUUAAACAUUAAUAACAUCACUGUUGUGCAUUCUAGUACGUUUUAAAUGGGAAUAGAACUUGGAGAUCUGAUUGUGAAGCCUGCAUUUAAAUCUGUUACCAGUGUUGGGAGAACAGGGGUUGAAAACAUGAGAAAUACAUGUUGAAGAGGCAUUCCUAAGAUUGUAUUAACCCUAUUUGUUACCUUUUCUGCACCUUUUUCAUGCAACUAUUUUGACACCAGGGCGCACAUGAGCUAACCUUGCAAAACCUGUGCCGGCAACAAUGGGUGUUGUUUGUCUAGGUUUAGCCCAGCUUGAUUUAACUCACACUUCAUUGAGCCAUUGCAGGGGUACAUAGCCAUAAUCUGUGUCUCCAGAUUGUUUAUCCUGUGUAUCGGUGUAUGACUUAUGCCCAGUUUUAACAACCCUGUAGAGGUUAACCAACUUCCAGCGACAUUUGUACAGCAUAAGGGAUCAUGAUCCAAAGCCUUCCUGCUAGCAUGGCAUGGUUCUGGGUUUCAAAUUAGACUUUUGACCUGGUCUGUGUUCUCGCGUAAAUCCUUGGCCAUCACAAAUCAAUGUAAUGUCUCUAAGGCAAAAAUGGCAUAUGGCUUUAAGCCAGAAUGUGCUAUGUUCAGGAGAAAUCAACAGCUGGGAAAGUGUCUUAAAUCAAGUUUUGUUUUCUCACCUGAGUUUUUAUUUUGUAUUUUUGCAGUGCAUAGAUGUACAAACCAGCUUGUGGUGCCCCAACAGCAUUCCACACGCUAUUCAUCAGGCAUUACAGUGGGAUAUAUUAGAAAACGUACACAUUUUUCAAUUAAUGAUCUUGUUCAACCGCCAUGUCUGAGCAUAUGUCUGAACUGUAAAGGCUUUAGGAGCUUAUCUAAGACAUGUGCCUAAUAACACUCUAAAUAACCUCAGAUAUGAGAGUAUGUCAUAUAGCACAUUACCAUUGCAUAUCGAUGUAGCUGGUUAUCCCUUAAAGAGAAGGAACUAAUAAUAAAUGAGAAAACCUAUUGAUAACAUAUAAAGCAUAAUAAAAUAUGUUACUAGCGAGUGGCUUUUGCAGGGAUUUAUAACUCUGCUGCUGUUCUCUUAUGGCAGAAGGCUUAUGUAGCAGUCCCCCCUUCUCAUCUAGCCAACUCUCGCCUUUAGUAUUGUGGUAAUACCAUCCACCGAGUGUUCAUCGCCGGGACGAGGACCUCUCCAGCCCCAAGCUUGUUCGAGGGCCGGCAUCUGUGAACCACAGACCUGGUCUCUGCUACAGUCCAAGUCUUUUUUCCCCUGUAGGGAGUAGUCAGAGAGUUGACUCCCUUGUGCUUGAUUGCCUCGGUGGCUUGGAUACAGAGCUGCAAAAUGAGCCAGAAUUGAUGAAAGAUGGCAUCUAGCCUCUUCAAGGAAUCCGCCUUGUGGUUGCGGGUGGUUGUCAGCUUCAGGCUCUCCACGUAUAGUUGCGAGAGAGAGGCAUCCGCCAUUGCAGCUCCGCCCCCUCCUCACCUGAGUUUUAAUUUCCCUUUUUUGUUUCCUCAUUGGCCACUCUCACUUGUCAUGCAUUCUCCUGCCCUGCUUUCAUAUAAGCCCACGGAUAUAAACUGUAAUAGAGACUGGUUACCAUUUUAUAACAUUAUUGUAGAUCAAAUUACUUGCAAUGCAACAUUUAAUUAGGUCUAAAAGAUUAUUACCAGUGGGCAGACACUGCCUGCAACAUCAGAGACUUCUGAAUGCCACUGGUGGCACCUGUUCCGUAGGUUUCCAUUACUGCCGAGACUUGUUACUUUGGAAUUCUGCAGUAUUUUCCAUGCUUUAUAAUCCAGCUUUAUGUCUUGCUGGCUACAUAACCUGAUAUGAUCACUAUUGAAAUCUUUCUUUGUUGCAGGUAUUCUGGAUGUCCUCAUAUAAAAGCAGCAACUCAGAACCUUUUCAAGUUUAAAUCUCACCUUCAAUGUCUAGCCUCUGCUAUACGAAGCAUACAUAUAUAUCCUAUGUAUUCUAUGAAUUAAUUUUUGUAGAAUAAAUCUAGUUCUCCAACUAUUACUGUUGGGUGUUAUAGUCUUCCUUGGAUUUAGCGCUUUUUGUUACCUAUUCCAUGUGUAAAAAUAGGGAAGGUUUAUCACAGUGUUGUGAUCUGAAAAGUUUGCAGAGUUGUAAAUGUGGAACAAUUGCUUUUGGAAUGAACCUAAAUAUCGUGCUAUUGGCCUGAAUUUCUCCAAUUCACUGUUUUUGAGGGGGGAAGAGCCCUAUAUGUAUCUAAGCAGCAGCAGAGUUGUCCUUCUUGCUUCUUGUGUGCGUAUGCUUAAAAUGUUGGAAUAGUUGAGCGUCCUUACCUAAACUCGGAGAUUGAUUUUGUUGCCAGGACCACAUUGAACACAUGUGUCACAUCUGAAAAUGAUGUUCCCUAAGCCAAAUGCAUUUAAAACGUGACCAGUAUUUCAUUCCGACACAUUGUUGAGAAAUUUAUUUUCAACCCCUUAACUACUGAGCACAAAAAAAAAAAGCCAGCAAAACCUGCUUGUCAUCAUACUAUGGAAAUCCGUCUAAUCAGUCUUUUUAAAAUCAAGAACAUAUACAUAGCAUUUUCCCCAGUUUUCAAAGAAAUUGUGCAGAACCAAAAUUAUUUUAGUGCAUAAAGUACAUUUGGCAAAAGUAAACCCUGUAAAAAAAACAAAAUAAAAAUGCUCCAAUACAUUUAAGUAAGGAGUUUCUAACCAUAUUUGAUAAUAUGGAUUCCCUAGCUGGUGUUUGUACACCCUGAGCUUUGUUUACUAAACCAGGAAUUCUGAAAAAUUGACAAGAGAUUUGCAAAUUUAUACCAAAAUAGCCGAACUGGAAAAAUUCUAUUUUUGCAGUUUUACUAUUUUACCUUCAGAUUUACAAUUCCACUUUCAAUUGUCCAUAUUUGUCAGUUUCGUGAAUAACGCGGUUUAGCUAUAUGUGGUUGUAAUGCUGCACUGUGUAAUAACUGCUACUGUGUAGGCCACUUAAUUCCUGUCUCAGAGCUUCCUUCCCUCUCCCACGAGCAGCUCUUUGCAUAUUGAACCUUACAAGACAAAUUAUGGGGGAGACAUGCGCAGUCCCUCUGUGUGUAAUUGGAGCACUGAUAGAGAAAUGUCUCACUUCCAGAUCGGCAGCACAGCUUAUCGGCUUUUCACCUAAGUGUGGAUUCUUGGGAAUUUAAAGUGAAUUUUAAUCAAAUAUAAAAACAUAACUUUGAUGGAUAAGAUCUUCAUACUUCACGCUUUAGCAAAUAAUCCUGUAAGUGUUAACUUUUUUAACACUGGUUUGCAAGGCAACAAGGUGAGGCAGUAUUUUUCAUGGAAGGUCCACAGUCCAUCUUACGGCUAAGGAUCACCCCUUUCACUGCCCUCCAAUGCAAGACCCCUGAUCGGAAGAUAUAUAAUGUUCCCAAGUAUGUGCAAUAGCAUUGCAAUGACAUAUAUCCACACCUGCCAACAUUCCUACAGGACAAAGAUGGAUACAUUAGUUUUAAGGGUGUGAGUGGGAUGUGGCCAGGGACAGAGCUGUAACGGGAAAUUUAAGUAACUUAGUAAUAACAAUUGAUUUACCGGUAACUAAAAUUUAAUUUAGAACAAUGUAUCUUAUCUCCACAGACUGAUAUCUAAACACACAUUGUAGUUUAGAAACAUUACUCGGAGUAUUAUUGAUGUGGAGCAACAUUCAGACAUGCCAACAAUAUGGAGCUCUUAGAAAAGACGGACAUUAGGAUAGAAAAGAGGGACAGAUUUGGGCCCAAAAUAGGGACUGUACCUUAUAAAUAGGGUAAUUUGGCAGAUAUGUAUAUCAUAAUCACUGAGCACAAUUGGUAAAACAUGUUUAAUUUAUUGUUACACAGGGGAUUGAGCCAAGAACCUAAUCCACAGGAAUAUGUUUAAUGAAGCGUGGCUGCCAACUUUAUGAACACAGGGCAGUAUGUCCGACUUUGAUACAGGCAAACGUCUAAUCUUCCUAUACUUUAUUUAACACGGAUUGGCUAUGGUGUGUUUCGUUUAGUUACUAUGUAUCAAGGUGGAAGGAUAGGUCAAUAAUUAAAAUUCUGGUAUCUAAAUGUGUAUUUUCUUGCACAUCUUUGUGCGCAUGUCCCGCGGCGUGAAUGGCUCGCUGCUAUCUCUACAGCUGGCUGAUCAGACGGCGCAGUGUUAGAACUGGUCACCGCAUGCUGUUUUACAGAUAUCUAUUGCAUAGAGUAUAGACUGAAACACAUGCAAGUUUCUUUGUCUGUGUCUUCCUAAUCUUUUGCAACAAAAACAUGUUGACAAAAGGGGUCACUUCUUGAUGAAUGACCCCCAAAAUCUUAAAUGGAAAGUGCUGAAUUUACAGAACGAACAGCAGGUGACCCUCGGGAAGAAUGAGACUUAGCAAUGAUUUUCCACGCUGUGCUACCUCUUUCCUGCAGGACACUAUUGUACUUUUUUUUAUUUUUUUUUAUUUUGUGUCAUGUUUUGAGCUUUGAAAAUGUGUUGAAUGAAUAAUUCAUGCAUUUAAUAGAAUCUGAGAUUUUCUUUCCUCCAAAAUGUGAACUAAGUAGGAUUUAAACUGCUAUACAAUGCACAUCUGCAUAAUGGGGAUUAACAUUUCAUUUCUAUCCUAUCUGCACAGCACAAUUCUUGGCCACAUCUUAGGCAGAGACUCCGAAAUCUUGGAAAUCUUUCUUUUUUUUGAUUAUAAUUAUUAUUUUAUUAAUCAGGCUUUAAAGGUAACGCGUUCUUCACCAAAUUUAAUGUCCUCGUAAACACUUUACAAAAAUUAGUCCAAUCUCUUUUUCGUUCUUGAAUUUUUUUUUCAAAUACUAAAACCAUCGUGUUGAGAAUUACUGUGUCUCUUUUUUUUACAAACUCAUUUGGCAUCAGUAGAACUGGGAUAGAGCAGAUCUUGGCCUGUGUGACGUUGGCGAAGUUCCGCUAAAAGUUUGAAUAAAAUCAAAGAAGCAGCUUUUGGAUAAUAAAAGCUGAUUUGAGACUGUUUGAGAGGUUCACAUUGUGUUCCUGUUCUAUGGACAAAGUAAAAUAGUAAAACUGUCUGGAGAUGUCCUGCUAAAUAUCUGUCUAAUCGUUAAUCAGUCACUCUUAUCAAGCAUCAGUCUUUGGUUUUUGAUAUUCACUGGAUGUUCAUCCAUGGCUAACCCGGGUUUAUAACCACUUUAUACUUUUAAUGGUUACUAAAUGCUCGCAAAAUUGUGCUAAUCAUCUGUAGGCUCUGUUCAGCCUUUUCCCUUGUUACAGCCUGCUCUGAAUACGAAAAGUCUAUGUCAGGCAUGUUCUGUUUCUAACAACUGGACAAUGAUCUUAUAUGGUAAACAUAGAUUGAGAAUGGAUAAUGAACACAUGAAUAGAAUUAAUACCCCAUAAAUGUACUGAAACAUACCUCCCGAUUGUCUUUAUGUGGGAAAGACCGUCCCUUUUCUAGUUCUCAGAUUAUUCUGUCCCAUUUUUCUGCCUUAGCUUUGACUUUUUUCUAGGAGCUCAGAUGUUAUGUUGUGUAUGACUAUAACUAAACUACACAGCAAUAAAUCUUACAUGAAUGUGUGCUUAAUCAGGCGCUAUAACCACUACAGCUUAUUGUAGUGGUGGUUAUGGUGCUGUGAGUCUGUGGUUGUCAUUCCUCAGUUCUCUGUCAUUUUGGAGCUGUUUGACAAAUACUGGAGCUCUCGCCAGCACCUAUAGCUCGCCUCCUCUGUAGCCACACCGAUGAUAAGGAAACUGCACUUCUACAUUAUUAAGUGUGAAGUCAUCCAACCUUGGAUGGCAUUGAUAAACUGAGAGUACUGGGGAAGAGGCCUACAAUUCCCUGACCAAUUCCUCUGUUAUUGUGUAAAUAUAAAUAGCCGUGUCUUACCAUUUUAGGGUUGAGAUGUCUCCAAAUAAGCAUGGCAUUUCUCUCCCACUACACAUGUCCCGAUAAAAUGCCCACACAUUGCACUUCAGGGGUCAGAGUGAAUGGCUAGCACUUUUGCACGUGCACAGUUUCCUCCUUCUUCCAAGACACUGAUAAAUUGUACAGUUGCAUUUUACUUCUCAAAGCAUCCGUGUUCAUUCCCACAUUUGAUAUUCUAAUGGUUUAUAUAGAUUUGCUACAUGUGUGAGGUUGGAAAUGGUUGUGGUUUCUGACGAUCAGUCUUUUUAUGUCUGUUUUAUGUCCGUAGUUUAAAUUGAACUAGAAGGAGGCUUGUUUGAGAUUAUUGAGACAAUUCUGGAACUUCUCUUCUAAUCUGACAUUUCCCUUGUAAUUUCUAACUCAGAAGGCAUUACGCUGUUUUUUCUUAUCAUAAUCAGACAGGGUUAUUCACUAAACUGAGAACUCAAGGUGAAUUCAAAGUGAAUUUCAAAUUUAAGGUCAAAAUAGCCGAAACUGGAAAAAUUAAAGCCAUGCUUUAAGAAAGUUCAGCUACUCUGGCCUUAAAUUUGAAAUUCAAUUAGACUUUUCACUUUAGUGAGUAACCCUGAUAGUCUUGCCUGUGUAUCAUUGCUCCAUUGUAUAUUUCCUAAUCCUUUCAUUUAAUGAAAUCUUUGUUUUAUUCCAGGCUCUUUCAUCCAUGCCGGAGAGUAGCCAGGCCUCUCGAAAACAGAAGAAUAGCUCUAGCAGUGACACAGGUGGCAGCGACUCUGGGAGUGGUUCAGAAACAGAACGGGAAGAUGAAAAUCGAAGAAAAGAGAAACAUGUUUCCUAUGAUUUGGAAGAGCACAAGUUUAAAUCACUAGAAAGAUCCAGUAUGUUAUCUGAUGGUGAUUAACAUGUGCUCUGCACCUAUUGCUCCUUAGAUUAAAUCCCCUUCAACGAACCUGAAAGCAGCGUGUUUAUUUUGUUGCGUUUCUCACAUUCACUCAUAUAGUAUCUGAGCAAUGAUUUGUGGGCAACCAGAAAGUUAAAUGAUGUUUAAAGCACAGCUGGUAUUUACUGUGCUAUCCAAUCUUAAUCAUAGUAUACAACUUAAAGGGACACUAUAGUCACCAGAACAACUACAGUAUUGUAUUGGUUCUGGUAAGUGGAAUUAUUUCAUCCAGACUUUUUGCAGUAAACAUUGUCUUUCCACCGAAAAUACAGUGUUUACAUUACAGCCUAGUGAAAACUCCACUGACCACUCCUCAGAUGGCUGCUAUAGGUGCUUCCUGGGGAAGUUCUGCACACUGUGUGGUACUGUCAUUCACUGUCUCCACCCUCUGCCAAGAGACUCUGAACUUUCCUCAUAGAGAUGCAUUGAUUCAAUGCGUCUCUAUGAGGUGAUGCUGACUGGCCAGGGCUGUGUUUAACUUGUGCCAGCACUGUGAUUGGCUUUUGAUCAACACUUUUGAUGAUGUCAGACAAGCAGACAGGGCAGAGGCAGCAGCUGCAGACUUGAAUACAAGUAAGAUUUUACUAUAUUUGGGGACGCAAGGGAGGGCCACAGGGGUUAGAUGCAUGUUUGUGUUCCUGACCCUAUAGAGUUCCUUUAAAAAAAAAAGGUAAGUGCUGUUUCUGUACUAUCCAUUGGGUCAAAUAAUUUGCUGAGAUUAAAUGUUGCAUAACAGAAAUGCUUGGUGCUAUUAAAUUGUUUGUGUUGAUGGGUGUAUUGCAUGUGGUUUAAUGGUAAGGAUUAUCCAUUGAUUUUAACUCCCUUUUUUGUGUGCAGGUAGAUAUCACCAUCAGCCACCUAUUAAAAGCAGACCUUUUAUCCAUGCAUCGUCUCCAUCAUCUACAACUCCAAUCAGGCGUUCUGUCAGCUGCCCUCGCUCUAUAACCGCAUUAAAUGCACAAUCUCCAGUGACGGAACAGCGUUCAUUCUCUUCCAAAAUACCUUCACAAAUCCAAAGACCAGCUUCAGGAAACCGAACAAAUUCUUUAAAUCGUAACUCGUCAUCAAACCGCUUACCGGCCACUAGUACGUGCAGCAGUUUAUAUUCAUCAGUGGUGAGUGCUCUACACAUCUAGACUAAAUGGCUCAUGAUCUUUAGGGCAAGGAGCGCAGAUUGUACUUAAAGGAACACUGUAGGCAUCAUAACCACUUUAGUGAAUUGACGCAACCCAUUAAAGGGACACUAUCAGGACCAUAAACAAUUGAACUGAUUAAAGUGGUUAUGUUGCCUGACGUCUAUGGGUCUAGGGUCCAACGUCACAAAUAUGUAAUUUACUCACCAUGUACUCGAGAUUAUUGGAACGCAUUGCUCCAUCUCCGCCAAAUCAAAAUUAGAGGCCAUGUUUUAAAUGGCCAGGAACCAAUAGUCUCAGCUAAACUGUGAUUGAACCAUUGAGUAGUGAUGUGGGACUCUGUGCCCGUAGACUCCAGGCCCCAUAACCUCUUCAAUCAGAUGUCCUUUCAAUGGGUUGGAUCACUGCAUCAUGUUACACUUGGCAUUUGGGUUGGUGCUGGUUUUAAGUUCCUUAAAGGGACACUAUAGUCACCUGAACAACUUCAGCUUAAUGAGGUUGUUCAGGUGAGAACUGAACUAGCUCCCUGCAGCCUUUCUCAUGUAAACACUGUGUUUUCUGAGAAAAUAUAGUGUUUACAUUGAAAGCUAGGAACACCUCCAGUUGCAGUCACUCAGAGUGAACCAGAGGGACUUCUGAGUUGAUGGAGGCAUAAUAUGCCUCCAUCCACUCAGAUCUGCUGUGCACGAAUAUCCUGUGAUUCCGUAUCUCCUCCCUCUGCAUGCAGACAAUGAACUUUCAUCAUUGAGAUUCAUUGAUUCAAUUCAUCUCUAUGAGGAGAUGCUGAUUGGCCAGGGCAGUGUUUGAAUCAUGCUGACUCUGCCCCUGAUCUGCCUCCUUGUCAGUCUCAGCCAAUCCUAUGGGUAGCACUGUGAUUGGAUCAGGCUAUCACAAGACUGCUUGUUUUUCCUGAGUCUAACAGCAUGCAUAUUUACAGCUUCUGGCUUGAAUACAGUAAGAUUUUUAAUAUAUUUAUGGAGGCAUGAGGGGCCCAGGGGGGCUAGAUGGUCAUGUUAACACUAUAGGGUCAGGAAUACAUGUAGUUGCACUGGCGACUAUAGUGUUUCUUUAAAAAAAAUUCUAGUUAAUUUUCGCCUUCACUGGUAUCAGAAAAAAGUUACAUAGGCUGAAAAGAGAUAUGCAUCCUCAAGUUCAGCUUUUCUCAAAUUUAUUUUUGCUGUUGAUCCAAAAGAGGGCAAAAAACCCAGUUUGAAGCUCCUCCAAUUUUUCAACAAACUAGCAAAUAAUCUUUCUUGACCCCAGAAUGGUAGUCCGAUAUCUCCUUGGAUCAAGAAGCUUUUACCCCACUAAUUAAAAAUUAUUUCCCUGAAUAUUAUGUUUUUGCAAGUAAAGUUAAAUUGGCACUCGUGUAAUACACAAGCCAACUAGAUUUUUCACCAUACAAAUCUGUACAGUACGUAACAACCAUUCAAAGUCCUCUUGUAACAUUUGGCAGGAGAAAAGUAUGGGUAUCACCUGUCCUAAACCUACUCUACUCUCCUUACACCUGCCAAACAUUUUGAAACUUUAGCCCUUAGUGCACAUGCACAGCCUGUGUUGCCCAAACAAUUCACCCCAAAUUUAUCCUUAGGUUUGCAAUAGAGAAUAGCAAGGUGCAUCUCUCUACCAAAGCACCGAAACAUAUGCUAAGAAUUAAAACAAUAUAAUAAAAUGUGUUGUGCUUCUUCCAAAUCUCUGUAUUACCAAAUGGGACUCACGAUUGGUGUAGGUGUAAAAGAACCCGCAAUAUUUAGAGAUGGUCCAAUUAAUAAAUGUAGUAUUUGCAUUAAUUCAGCAAUGUCAAAUGAUGUCUUGUGAUGUCUGUCAAAUAAAAAAAAAAAAAUAAAUGAGCUGCAUAUAUUGACUACUACCUGUAGAAUAUGGAGUUGUUAUAUAAAUGCUGGUAAUAAUAAUGUCAUUGUUUGCAUUUAGUCUUUGGAUUGCUACCAUAACCUACAAUGCAAUGGACACAGUAGUGGAUCUGGAGUUCCAUCUGGUAAUAAAAGGAUCCUAGUGGUCCCCAACAGAGGAGAGACAUUGGUUUUGUGUUGUUAUGAAUGUCAUUGUGUUGCUGUAUUGUUAUUAAUUAUUAUGUGUUAUUACUGAAUUCUAAUUAGCUGAACUUUUGAGCACCUGUGUCAGUGACCCAUAAUGGACUUUAGAUUGCAAUCCAUUGUGCAGAAUGAAUCUGGGUUACAUCACUUCACAAAAGAACAGGAGGAUGACUUGACAAGGCAGACAUUGGCUGUUCUCCGAGAUCUGAGAAUACGAUUUCCAGGAAAGGUGGAAGAGGAAACCUGUUUGAUCAUAGAAGAAGUAAGUAGAUGUAAUUCUGCCAUUGGUCAGAGCAGUGCGUGAAUCGGCCUUGUGACCAGUAAUAAUCUGCACUCCUCUGUAUAAAUUGAAGCUGAGAUGUCUUCAGUUUAUUCCCUGUAAUGAUUAGAAAUGAACGGGGAGCUCUGUACUAAUCAGAAUUUCCUGUAGUAAUCGCAGGGGUGACUUGAACACCGUACUAAUCAUUGGGUUCCCUGCAAUAACCGCAGGGGACAGGGAUACAAUGCAGUAAUCAGGAGAGAUCAAUAACUCUUUACUAAUCAAGACACUCUGUGUAGUAAAGGGGCGAAGGGAACUUUGUACCCAGUAAUAAUUGAAGAGGAAGGGUGAACUCUGCACUAAUCAAGUUUUUCUUUGUAGUAAUUGGAGGUAAGAGGAAUCUUUUGCACUAAUUCAUAGCUAAAAGCCAACGAUUGACUGUGAUUUUAUUAUUUUAGUUUCAUUCGUAAAUGCAAAUUAAUGUGUCUUAAUCUGUAGCACACAUCUCCGCCUUCCCCUUCAUUUAGCUCUACAAUUUAAGCAGAACUUUUGUUCUGGGUAAAGUUCCGUAGCAUUGCAUAGUAAUAGUGCUCAGAAGUAAGAGUCACUAUGUUAUAAAUUAAUGGUUCAGGAUAUUCCAGAUUAACAGGGGAUAUUUAUUCUGUAGGAAUUUUAAUUGUUAGUAUUACUAUUAGUAAUAUUUUGGGAUACAGGGAUAUAUAUUGUGGUUCAAAACGUAUUAUGGAGAUUUAAUUUUCUCAGUAUAUAAAAGGGUCUUUUGGGAAAAUAUAUAUACAUAUAUAUAUUUUUUUUUUUUGUAUUGCUCGGCAAAAUGGGAACCUUGAUAAUUAGGUUCAGAUGAAAUUCUCAUAAAAUCCCAGCCGCUUUAAUUAGACUUUGUUUGGAAUGUCUGUAUUUGAUCCGCACAGUUUCUGUUGUGCAUUUGUUGCAGAAAAUCUUUACAAUGAACAUGAGACUUUGUAACGUAAAAUACAAAGUAUUGCCCACAUUGUUCUGGAUCCUGGCACUUCUCACAAAGAUUUAUAGAGAUAUUUUACAACCUCUGGAUGCUCUUCAAGAACAACUCUCCACGGGCUCCCAGACAUUUCUGCCUCGGCGAUGAUAUAACUUACAGAAAGGAUACAGAGAAACUAUUUUCUUAGUUUACAGCUUUGGUAGAAAUGGACCUUGGAGACCAUUUAGGUUGUAGGUAACAUUUACUCAAUCUGAAUGUUUCCCUGGCAGCCGUUACUGGCUGAAAAAUUAACGGCAGUACUGUCCAAGAAAGACUGAGACCCGUUCUCGCUGCAUAGAGCAGGAACGCUUAGCUAAGCGCCUGCAGCACUAAACAGUUUAGUACUUGGAAUUUGCUUACAGACGUAAGCGUAGUUAUGAUGUAUGCACAUCAUUUCGUGCUAGGCUGCUUAUUUAUCUACGGAUAUUUAUCAGCUAAGCAUUGCCCUCUUCACUGAUUGGGAAAGAUCUAUAGUCAUAAUGUCCUCACUCUAUAAUGCAGUGUGUUCUUCCUCUACAAAAUACGUAGUACUUCACCUGUCUGAUCUAUUUCUUUCUCUGAUUCAGAUAAUGGAUAACUGGAGAUAUCACAAACCAAAACUGGCUUCCUAUUGGUUAAUAAAAUUGGACUCUGUGACCCAAAGAAAGGUGAGAUCCAUUUACCAUUGAAUUUGACAGUAAUGAUGAGUCCUGAGAUUGUGUUCCCCUUUCCUAACAUUUGCGUGGGGAUGAUUAAUGAUGUUUCCCUGGACGGAUACGAUUUGUGUUGUGGCCUUGGGAUCUGGUUUAAUAAUUGCCCGGAUGAUUUCCAUAGACCGUAAAAAGACCAACACUAACCGAAUCAGGCAGAUAAAGUAAUGUGCCAUGGAAAAUACAUUCUUGCAUAGGUGCAUGUCCUUUCUGUUUAUUUUCUUUUUGUUUAUGUAUGAAUCUAUGUAUGUUAAACUAGGAUAGGGUUAAGACAGAGAGACGUCUAGCAUUGCUAAGAGUCAGGUCUGUAAAACCGCAGCAUUGCAAACCGUUAAAAUGGCCCUUUCGAUUGUAGUUUUCCAUUCAUUAUCCUCCUCUUUUGCCACUUGCAUUAUUUUACUAUCUUUUCUUAUUUGUACCAUAUCUCAAUUACUGUGUGCAGCCAUUUUGUUCUCCUCUGCCCCAAGUGUCUGCUGUUCUUCUGUAGUUUGAUUUAAGGAUGGAUUGUGAGUAAAUUUGCUUUAAGCUCCUCCCAUUGUCAACUGUUGUCAGCUUGACUGCCAUACAUAAAACAAGUAGCCCCUACUUUUCCUUAUGUGUUUAAUGAAUACUAGAGUCUCAGGAAAAAAAAAAUUAAGAGAUUCAGGCACAGAGAGCUAUAAAGAAGCAGGUUAGAUGUUUAUUUUUGGUGACAGAUCUGCUUGAAGAUUAAGCGACUAUAAAGUUUAUAAGGGAUAAACCUGCAUGAUAAAGAAAUAUAUAUGUAUAACCCCCUUCCACCAGUGGUUUAUUUUGUUUUUUGCUGUCCUAGGCAUGACAACGCAGGCACCCACCCCUUCCUGUUUUCCUGUUUAAGAUUAACACGUACUUUAACUGACAGACACACUCACUGACAAAUACACAGUCAUUGGCACAUACACUUUCACUGAUAGACACACACUGACACUCACUCACUGAUAGGCACACCCUUUCACUGAUAGGCACACCCUUUCACUGAUAGGCACACACUUUCAGAAACACAUAGACUGUACAUACACUCACCGACAUACACAAACAUUAACACUGAUAGCUACACACUGACAUUCACUGACAGACAUACUCGAUCCUUCAUCUUUAUUAUUUUUGUGCGCGCAGUUGUUUCUUGUAGAUGCAUUGAGGACAUAUUUUGCAUGUUCCACCAAUCUAAUGCUUCCAAUAGAGAAGGAUUGAAUUGAAGGCUUGAGAUCAUACAGCAUCAAUAUACUUAGCAGGCUGACACCGGAUGUCAAAUUGAUUCAUUUAUAGAAUCUAUAUAUCCGUGGAAACUGCAAAAUAUAAACAGUCCCGCUUCUCAGAAAACCCACGAGCCCCAGAAUAGCUUCAUUAAGAUUUUGUUUUUUUAGACUGCUCUUCUAAGGCUUGAAUUUUUCAUCUCUGUAUGCAUUAUGUCUGCAUCUGUAAUAGCUGGAAUUGUAUUCUUUUACUAUUACAUCUCAAAGUGCUAACCAAAACCAAAACAACUGCCAGUUAUAGAACGUAGAGCUGAGUUUUAGCAUGUCUAAAACAGUACAACACAAAAAGUGAUGCAGAGCGGAAUACUUUGAGGAGAAUCAGAUGAGUUUUGCUCAUUUGUGCCAAAACAAGUUUUAAGUUUCAUCCUCUUGUAAUUGGGUGAUGACUCUGUAGACUGUGAACAAGGACUACAAGUUCUGGAUUGCUUGUUUUCCCAUACAAAAGGCAGUCUGGCAUUUUAAAUGGAUGUUCUGUAGGACUUAAGGUUCCUACAUGGUGAUAAAUUGAUUUUCUUUAUCCCAAAUAAUAUGCUUCAGUAUGAGGCCUCAUGCUCUAUAACUCUACCUAGUAGUUUUCCUCCGAGUUUUCAUUAUUUCUGAUCCAUUUAGAUACAUUUGCUAAUAUAGGCUACCGGCUGGGAGCAUGUAGCCCUGGAGAGAUUUGUGGUAGGAAAUGAAUCUUCUCUUGAUCAAUCUUGGAUGAGAUCUGUUAAAUAAAAUUAUAAAAAUCUUAUUACAUGGGUUCACACUGGGAUUUGGGGGCAUACUUAAUAUGUGUGUAAGGAAUAUUUUAACAAAGCAUAAUUCUAGUAAAAAGUGAUAUUUAUGGGUUGUUGCAUGGAGUCCUAGAAUCCUCGAUAUAUGCUACAAUUUGCUUAUAAUGAAAUAUUUUUACCAAGAAGUGUUCACUCAAAAGUGGCUGGGGUUGGGAUAAGCAUACGCAUGCAAAUGAUGCCAAUCUUUAUUUGAAAAAAACAUUUUCUUCAAACAAACGAACAUUGGUCAUAUAACAACUGUUUCAAAAUAUUUGCUCAUUGCUAGCUAGGAGUAGAAGCUAGUAUGAAACUAGAAGCUCCUCAUCCCUUCCAUCGACCCUAAAUAGUGGUUUUAACACUAUGGGGGCAGGAAUGCAUGUUUGUGUUCUCUAAGCCAUUUCAUGAGAUAGUUGUACGAUGAGUAAAAUAUUUGAUCAGGAACUUUGUAUGCCAAUUCAGGGAGCUACAAACACAACCAUGAAGAUUCUUGCAUAACCAGCAGGAUUAAUUUUGGAAUUAUUCCAGUUGAAUGUGUCACAUUAAGAUGCAUGAAGUUACAUGUCCACAAUGUUUAACUUGCUGCCAUCACUGACUGACAGCAAAUGACAAAUUCACAAAUGCAAUUAAUUUACUUAGAAAUGCAGACUGUCUGAUGUAUCAUUUGUCAUCUUGUUGUUCAUUUGAGCUAUGGAGACGUGUUUACUAAACACUCAAUUUCCGUGCAUUAUCAUAAUAUGUUUUCCAUACAAAGUCAGUAUUAUUCCAUCUGUUCUACCCACAAUGACCUCCAUUUUCUUGACAAAUAGUUGCACUCAAUUUGUCAAGUAGUAAAACCUUACGAUAUGAAAAUUGGUUUCUGUGCCAUCAUAACAAUGAUCAAGUGUGAUUCAUAACAUCCUCUCAUAGCCUCACUCCAUCUCCUUCUUUCACAGUAAUAUUGUAUAUCAAAACCCCAGAAGAUAAAUAAAAUAAUCACUGGAAACAUACAUAUCUCUAUUGUCCUUGUCACAGAAAAGCUUUCAUUGGGGGAAAAAAAAACCUUCAGUCCUGUUGCCAUGGCGAGUUUGAGCUUUUAAGAGUAAUUGUAUUUUUCCAAACCUGAAAUGGCUUUUAAACCGAUCAUCUCACUGGUCCCAUUGCGUUAUUAUUAACUGAUUUAAAAGGCUCCGUAUUCGACCCAUAAAACUUUAUUACCCAAACCUUUAAUUUCUUUCACAAAACAAAACAACUUCGAUAUAAUUUGCAAUUAACUGGCAGAGUAAUGAGAUUGUCUGUCAGUUGGUACUGUUUCUUGGGAGGAAGUUAUGCGAAUCUUCGAACUGCUUCAGGAAAUGUCAUAUUAUGGAGUAAUGCACUGUGUCCAAACUCAAUUUCAACUUUGGUACAAAGAUAUGUUUCAUUGUAGGUGCUAAAACCCUAACAAGAUCUGAGGGCGUAAAUUUUAUUAGUUUAAAAUAAUGAGACAACGUUAAAUACAUACAAUUUAGAACUGUAUUCUUUUGUGUGUGCGCUACUCCUUAAUCUGUAUUUUGUAUAUAUUUUGGUCUUUACAGCAGCACCACUACUUAGAAAUGCAUGUUCCGGGUGUGCCCCCAAUUCCCCCUUUUUCUGUGUAGAUUUGGAAACCAGACUAUAUUCCUAUUGGGCUAAGCACCCCACCCAUCCACUAUAGGUGCCCCUUUUGGAGUUGAGCACAGGGAAGCAUAAAUGAGGAGAGUCUCUGAAAGCCGUUUAAGCAGUAAGUAUUACAGUUAGCAUAUUUAUCUCCCAUGUUAAAAUUCGUGUAGGAUCCACCGAGAUUGGGCUACUAUGACAUAGUGUAUAGUGUAACUGAGUCCCCAUAUUUGUUUGCUGAGAUUGAUGAUCUUAAGUAGCCUUGUAGAAAUUAGAACUGUAUUUAUUUUUAUUUAACUUUUGUGUGUGUGCAUGGUUUCUUAAUCUGUAUUUUAAUUAACAUACUAUCUUCAUAAAGGUGAUGACAUACUAUCAUCAUUAAGGCAUCCAUCUUCAGGAGUCUCUUUUUCUAUAACCUUUUGUUACUUGUUAUUCUCCUGAGAAGGCUCUACCCAGAAUCUUACUAGAAAUUGAACCCAUUCAUUGCUUACUAUGGCCAAUCGGUUUAUGAAGACUCCUUUAGAAGGAUUUAAGACACCACUCGAAAUUUCCAUUUACCCCUACCUGUUCGUAAGUGAAACCUUUAGCCCAAGUGAGUAGGCAUUAACUCAUGGUCAGUGUGCCAUGGACCAUUUAGAUUUGCAGUGGUAAAUAACUUUAUGGGCCUGGUUAGUAGCAUAGUAGAAGAAAGGGAGGGUCGCACUCUGUCACAAUUUUUCAACCCAGGGUGCUACUGAGCAUGGGUCUGCAAACCCCAAGGAAUCAGUAUUAAUGAAAAAAAUCUCAGGCACUCACUGUGGUUGCUUCCAGGCAGAUUUAUUGCAGCGUUUCAACCUGUAACCAGGUCUUUAUCAAGCUGGUCAGUAGCAUAGCACCUGAAAUUUUAAUGCUUGAUUUAAGACUUUUUUUGAUCAGCACACAAGUUUUGACUAACAGAUCCAAACUAAAAACUCCUAUCUAAGAUGUAAAUUAAGUUUUAGUCAAUGGCAGCUGGUGUAGUUUGAAGAUGAUGAGCUGGUCUGACUCUCUCCCAGAAGACAGAACCAUACACAGGCCUGGGUACCCAGGACCUAGCAUGUCGGAGGAGUCUUAACCUAGAGAAUUGGGCAUUUAUUUAGCAAAACACACCCAUAAAACGACUAGUUGCUUAGUCUCUCAGUGAAAUCUACUGGCAUUACUUGAAGGAAGUGUCUCUCAGAACUAAUCAUGAGAGACACAACUUGUUUUUCUCUAACACACAAACUAUAGUCAUAACCACACCAACGUAUCCCUGUGGACCAGCCUCCACUGGUUUUAGGAAGAUAAAAAGGCCAUAGGACCUCAAUUCUAGAAGGUCUUCAAAUGUUUAAAAGUUGUAUACGUUGUUAACUCUUCUGUAAUAAUUUUAUCUUUCUUUGAAGAUUAGUGUUCAUGCGGGGCACACUUAUGUUUUACAUAUAUUUCUUAUACACCAUUUUUGUCUCAUGUGGAUUUGUAAAAUCAAAUCGUGAGAAGGUGCUUUUUACUUUAUUAAUUACCUCUACCUUGUUCAUUUUUUAUGUUAAUUAUCAAAAUCUGAGAGAUUUCUUUUUUUUUAACAAAGAUUAAUUCCAUCAAGUUGAUAAAAACAUGUACCUUUGUGAACCAUUUAGUGAUCCUUUACCAUGCUUCUGUGGCAUAUGUCUUCUCUCUCAGUUUGCCCUCCCUGUGUGGUUUAUAUGCCAGAUCUACAGAAUGUAGAUCAAUCCGUUCUACAGGAGUCACCCUUAAUGGACAGGUUCAUGGUAGAAAAAAUACAAACUUCAUAUAAAUCCUCAAAAACGAUCGAUCUAGACUCUCUCUCUGCAUUAGUGGGCAUGGUAUUUUAAUAUUUUCCGCUUUCCUGAUCUUGUGCAGUAUUGCAAAUGCAAUAUAUGUUCCCAUUCUAUAAAUAUCUAAUAAUGAUUUUAUCACAUUUCCAUUUUAAUGAAAAAGAUAAUAGGAUUUUAGGUUUUUGCAUAUAUUCUUUAUAUCAGCUAAUUGGUGAAUUUAUAUUGUCAAAUACAUCUGUAGUGCAAAAUAAAUCUGUUGGGCUUAUUUGGAUUUAAUAAGACUUUUAAGAGCAUUCACUUAUUGUUUUAUGCAGCAUAUUUCAAAGCACAAUGCUCGGAGGCAAGGAUUUUCAGGAUGACUUUUUGCGGGCACAGUUUGCUCCAGAACAGUCACAAAAUCAAAAACAUGACCCAAGAGACAACGUGAUAAAUCAAAUGGGAUUGACACUAUAUGAUAGAGCAGUGCUUUCCAAACCAUUCCUCUAGGCACCCCUACCAGUCCAGGAUUUAGUGAUUACCCAGUUGUGUCUAAGGUGUUUUUUUUUUUUUUCUUUUUUUUUUUCUUCUUUUCUAAAAACACCAUAGACGCAACUAGGUAAUCCCAAAAUCAAGGAAUGGAAGGGGUGCAUGAGAAUUGGUUUGGGAACCACUGAGAUAGAGACAGCAGGGAUGGAUAUACGGGAUAUAGACAUAGCUGGGUCUACCAGUUGAGCAUGGCUGUGUGACUGCUGUUUUGGUUUAAUAAAGGAUAUAGUUGCACCUGGAAAGUCUGAGAGGUGCAGACCAUUGAGCUGAUAGAUAAAUAUUUAGUGGUAAAUGCAGGAGGAACAAUAUAGAAAGGAGUUUUCUGUGAUAUCCGUAUCCUACUGAGACAACAUGAACUGCAGGGUAUCUUUUGCAUAUAUUUCUGAUUAUAACAUGCAGCCAGCAUUACAAUGGUUUUCAUAGUGCCAACAUUUUCCUCUGUGCUGUAUAGAAAAUGUAUGCUAACAAAACACAUUUGACAUACGAGAACAGUAGCAUUUUUACAAAUAAUCUUCUGUAUUUGGAUUCGGUAGCUUGCUUCAGAAGUUGUUGGCCUUAUGGAAAAUCAUUAUCUACUACUCAUUCAAUACAUUGUUCGUCACCUUCAAAGGGAUGCUCAGGAAUAUAAUGUCAUAUUCAUCAUAGGAAAACAAAUUUAUAAAGCUGUUUUUUUAAUUUUUUUAUUUAUAUUUAUAACAUGAUUAUUAAGUACAAGAUAUUUAUUAAUGUCCGUGAUUAUUACUGUGUCGUGUUUUGGUAGGAGGAAUCUGUUAGGUGCAUGUUUGUUUAUUGAUAUUAAUUAUUGAUUUGCUUGAAUAAUUUUUUUUUUUUUUUCAAUUUUUCUCUAGAUUUUAGAUAUUGUGAGAACAAAUAUUUGGACGGUUCUCCAGCGCAUCUGGAAGGUUUCGGAUGUUGAAUGUUUACAAAUAUAUCGCAGUUUCAAUCGUGUAUUUAACCGGCUACUCUGGAGUCACGGCCAAGGCUUGUGGAGCUGUUUCUGUAGCUCAGGGUAGGAGUCAAGUUUUUCUACUUUCAUUUUAUCUCCUGUAAUUUCUGUUAAAGCCGCACUGUCACCUUAUGGGGACUUUGCAGACUUCGCAAAGACCCCCAAUGAUGACAUUGCAGCUGGUGGGAGAGGGGCAGGUAAAGGUUGGAUUUACUUACCUGAAUCUGUCCCUCAUGGGUGCGGCCAUCUUCCUCUUACCAGUCCAUCAUCAGCUCUUGGCGCUUUAGCACCAGAAGCCAACUUCGCUGCUGUACUCUCGCGUGACAGUACAGCAUUGAGGUCUAUGUAGGAUCCCGCGAGACCGUGGAAUCAUCCAUAGAUAGUGCCAAUUCCCUGCAGCUGUCACUGGUGUGUGUGUGUAUGUGUGUAUAUAUAUAUAUACACACACACACACACAGAAAAUAAUGCAUUUGAAUUUAUGUAUAUUUGAAGUUGCCAUAUUUUCUGAAAAAAAUGCAAUCUUUGCCGCUCUGCAAUUAGCUCUUGCCAAAUCAGGCAGUGGCAACGAGCCAGUUAUUCUUACCUGAGUAGCACUCUAGGCAACAUAACCACUAUAGCAAGCUGUUAUGGUUAAGAUGCUUAGUGUCCCUGUCACUGGUCACUGACCCCUUGUUUUAUGACAAAACUUUAAGGAACAGUUUCCCAAAAAUCGUGGUUUUCCACAGCAUCCAGAGACUGCAUUCUCAAUGCAGCUGAGGAGGUAUGAUCUCCCAGAGCCAUCAUUUUUGUUAAACAUGAGAGAGAAGACAAAAGAAGAGAGAACACUGAGACUGCAGACAAUAUAAACAUUACACUAAUCUGUAGUGUGUUUGUUGCUUUGAGUGUCUCUUUGACUAACAUUUGAACAGUAAUUUGUGAGCACAACACUGGUUUCUGGGAGUUGUAGUUUAGUUGUCCGUUUUCAGCUGCAGGAAGUAAGCAAUGAUAUCCUGUACAUCAAUAUUUUGUUAGGAAGAAAAGGCUGCAGACUGAGAGAUGGACAGAAAGGGUGGGAAUAAAAUAGCAAAACUGUAAUGUUAUUAAUUGUAUUCUAGUUUCUUUUUUAAUCAUGAUAAUUAAUAAUAUUAAGAAGUGUAUAUGGAAUUCUGUAUAUGGAGUAUGUAAAUGGAAUAUUACACAUUGCUACAUAUUGCUAUUUAUUCUUUAAUUUGGAAGAGAGUUUUACAUGUCUCAUCAUAAUUUGUAAGGGUAUUGGAAGCCAUAUCUGUUUGUUUAUCUGGUGCUCAGAAAACAGUAGUAGGGUUAUUUACUAAACACAAAAUCUGACCAAAUUCUAAGCGCAGUGGCAAUUCUCAUAUUUAUUAAAGCUAAAUACUGUUGGAAUUCGGUCUCCCUUAGCAAAUCUGCAGCAAUUGUUAUAUACAUUCAGUGUCCGGAUUAAAUUUAGUGCUUUUGCAUCUAAAUCUUAAAAUGAUUAUAGGAUUCUGAGGAUUCUUAAAGCCCCAGUUAUAAUAAAAUUCAGAACCGAAUGCAUCAAGCAGGAUCAUUCACUUGCCUUCAUGCAAACUAAUAAUAAUUUUAGGUACCAUUUGCCCGCUGACCGUGCUAAAUUCGUAAGUAUCACUCUGUGGCACGAGUGUUAAAUAUGUGAUGGCUGCGGAGGCGGGGCCCGGCUGCCAUGCAAGCAGGACGCAGGUUGUGGGAGCUACUCAGCUUAGUCUGUGAAUUAAGCUAAUAUUUGAUAUAAAUCUACAAAUUUGGCUAUUGCAAAGGUCUCUCGCUAUUUAAAGUGAAGCUGGGCACCAUCCUGUGCCGACUAUCUCGGCUCAUCAGGGCGCGCUGACACGCUGAUCUCUCACUUUGAAGGCUCACUGGAUAUUGUCUGGUCAUCCCCAUCUCCGCUGGGCCAGUUUGUUACAGACCUACAGCCUGAAACCGCUUGUGGCAACUCAACACAGACGCGGGGCCGAAUCAAGCACAUGGCAAGAUGGCCAACGCACUUACACCGGCUUUGCGGGGCUUGGUGCCAAAACUGUCUGGUAUAAUGUGCUUACCUCUCUGGCUGUAGGCACUCUUUGAUUAAUUCUGGGCGCAGCUGGAAAAACGCAUGUAGCAUGUGUCACGCACCUCACAGUCUGUGGAGGGAGAUGGGAGGCAUAGAAAAGAGAAGUCGGGAAGGUACCCACCAGGCACAGCAAAUACCGAAGCUUACACCAUUCUGCCCACUAUUGAUUAUUUUGUAUGGCCCGCAAAUUAUGUUUUAAAUAUCCAAAUGGCCCUUUGCAGAUAGAAGGUUCCCCACCCCUGCAGUAAGGGUUGGACCCCUGAUCAUCAUCCACACCUGCGGAGGACUACAAAGGAAACGACAUAGGAUCCUACGUAGUCCCCCACAGGGAAAGGACUUGGUACCCAGAAGUCAGAGUUCGUGGUUCAAUGACACCGGCUCUUAAAUGGCCUCGACUACGCAGCCCAUUCCGGCAGACUGUGGCACUAUUUACAAUCCUUCCCUACUCAAGGAAUUGGGUGACCACCUUUCCCUGUGAGAAAACAUACCUACCAGAAGUGGAGUCCCUGCUCUGCCUGCAGCUGUUUAUUAUUUCAGUUUUUUGCUUAAGUUAUUGUUUUAUUUUGUUUGCUUAGUGGUACUAACUUGUACUUACUCAGCAUGUUCUACAAAUACUAUGACUCAAGUCUGGAUAAUUUUAUUUAUAUUUAAGCUUAUACUCAUACUUUACUUUACCAACUACCCAGAUGUGUAUACUUAACCUGACUACUACCUUAAAAAAGUGCAAGUUUAAUAUUAAUGUCUUUCAACAUGAGGCUUUAUAUUCCGACUAGCUUAUUGUUUGCUGUUGGGGCAUGAUAAGCAUGACUGUAUCUUCAUGCACUUCAAAGAUAAAGAAUUAAAAAUAAAAAUAAAAUGAAAUGUGGCGACUAGCCAGGAACUGCUGACGGUUGGGGAUACUUCCUUAACAUCUAAAACCAGCAAUUGAUGAGUCAUUGCUUCUCAGUCACUAGAAAAGGCUGAUUCCAUGGGUUUGAGGUCUGGGAAAUAAUGGUGGUAGGGGAGCCUACCAUUGCAUUGAGUGGUGGACUUUAAAAUAUUUAACCGGCUAUUUGACAAAAUAUAUAGGAGAGGGGCUUAUGAUCCCCCCCCCACCUGUAGUCAGCAGGUGGGGGAUAUUGUAUGCAUGGGGUAGGAUCUUGUGUCCCUUCCUGGCCCCAACAUCAAAACUUCAAUCUUGUAUAUGUAAAAUGUUUGUAUUCCAAAGCUUCAAGAUAACAUUUACGAAGAGCCAUACAAACACACAUUCCCAGUCAUGCAGACAAUCAAACAGACUUAAACACACAGUCCUGCAUACACAUAUACACAGACACACAUAUACACUCAUAGAGACAGUCAUACAGACUUACUCACAGCCAUGCAAACGGCUAUACAGGCACACAUACAGACAGUCAUGCACACUCAUACAGACUGGGAAGGUAGCUUAAUGAACUACUGUACUAUGCGUUGGCAGCACCCAUAUAUUAAGUAGGCAGGCUCAUCACUUUCUUGUUUAUGUUGGAAGGCCCUCAUCUGUUGGUGCGAGGGACCACUUCUCCCUCGUGGCCUGCUCUGUAGUGACAUCGUUGCCACCCUGAGCUGUAUGUAGAAAUAACACAAGCUGCUCCUCAAGGGUCUCUCGUGCGGUGGUGACAGACAGCGGGCCGAAUGCCUUGUAUUUCAAGGCAUUAGGUGACUGUCCAGUGUUGCGGCGGUGGCAAACGUUAGGAUGAAUGCCUUGUAUUUCAAGGAAUAAGUUGACAGGCCAGUGUAUAGCAGGGGUCAGCCCUGGUACGGGCACAUGUACGGUCUGGUGACUUUAUUUAUGAAUUUUUUGUUCCAGGUUAAGGUAGUACCAGGAUGCCUGACAUAAAACCACACAAAUGCUCCCAGCGGUUUAUUGAGAUUGCCAUUGUAUUGUGACUCGCUUUGAGAACAAGUUUCUUUGACUCAUAGGCACAUGACACCUAAAUAAAGAUUGUUUUAAUCCAGCUGAAAACAAAUAAAUUCCCUUUGGCAAUUUUCCUUCGUACUACAAUCUACUUCCUGGCGUUGCCACAAAGCUGUCAUUUAGCUAGUUUUGUUCUCUGAGUCUCUCCAUGCAUCAUUGUCUAAUUACAUAUAAAAGUAUCAAAAGAAUCCCUUUGUUUAUUUUUUUAUUUUUUAUUUUUUUUCCUUUUCUGAGGUUUGUUCUGGUAUUAUUGACCCACCGGCAGGUGGUAUUAACUCUCUCUUAUUCAGGCUGAUUUUCCGCAUGUUUAAAAAUCCCAAUCUUCAUUAUAUUAGAUGUGUGACUCAUAAUAAUAAUGUGACCCUUUAAGAUACUUCUUUUUUUUACUUCUUUAGUUAUUAUUCCUAAGGCCUUAUUGUGACUGGCUCACACUUUUCUUGGAAAUUGCCAGGAGAUUCCCUUCCCUAUGUCAGGCUUUAAACAGCUCAGAGUUUGACUAUCUCGUUCCAAUCCACCGCAUUGUGCAGUGAUUUGUCAAAUCUAUAGAAGUCUUACUUUGUUUCAUACUAAAAAAUGUUUUUAUUUCAUUUCAACAGAGGACUAAUACCAUUGCAAUGAUAUAUAUAUAUAUAUAUAUAUAUAUAUAUAUAUAUGCAGGUUCAAAAAGCUGCUCGUUUUAAGGAACCGAUAACCUCAUCGUAUGGCUGAAUCACAAAAAUUUUAAAUCAAUACAUCCGUGUACUCUUGGCUAUUGAAAAAGUAUGAAUAAAUCAGUCUGUAGAAAAUAGAAUAGUGAGGACAGUCAGAUAGGGAUGCUUCCUGACAGAAUAGAUGAGUUACUUUUUAAGUUUGUGAUUGGAUUAUUCAGCUUUUUUUUUUUUUCUUCUAAAGGGAGUCUGAGCCUUUCUGAAUACAUCGUGAUCUAUAGAGAAGCCAAAUACACUAAUCCUGGGAAGAAUGGAACUUUUAGGCAAUCACAAUAAAAUGUAUUUUUUAUUCCAAUGGAAUAAAUUUGAAAUGGACUUAUCAUAGUGUAAAAUAUGGCCUGUCAGGAUUUUGCUGUGAUGGGGCUCUCCUGUAUGCAAUGAUUUAACAACACGGAAAAGUGAAACCUAGUGUCAUCAUUUCAGGAUUAAUCCAAAAUGAAUUUAUAUCUGAAUUAAUAUUGACUUUAAUGUGCUAUAUGUCCUUCUGUUUUAAUUUCUCCACUCACACUGUAGGUUCUUGUAACUAAUUAUUGCUCCCUGACCCCAAAUAAGUGCCAUCUGUUUUCUUAUUUGCUUCAGUUGUCACUUUGCCAGCCUGCACUGCCCGUACUAUACACAUGGCAUCACAAGGUCAAAAACAACAAACUAGCUGGCUCAGCAUCAUUUAGGUUCUAUUGUUUUAACCCUGUUCUUGUAACUUUUUCUUUUACUUUCUAAAAUGUAUUUAACAUGCUUUAUGUUACUUUUUAGCAAGCCUAAACUGGUCACCAGGCAGACUUGUCAAAUGUCUAGUAAGUCAUGAUGAUCACUUUAAGGGCAAUCAAGGGAAAUCAGAGGAUCACCUUGACAGGCCAUGGGCAGAUUGAGCAAAUCAGUCAUGAAUAUGUAGCCUGACCCAAACUCUGCAGCUUUAAGCUGGAAAGGAGUUACAAAGAGUUAAAAGAUAAGUUGUAUCACAGCUCCACCCGAUAUCUCCUAUUGCGAUAGGACCUAGAUGGUCUUUCUUUGAAGCUUACAUAAGCCAUGGAGAACCUCAAAUUGCUGCAGGAAAAUCAGGCAACUUUGGAAGGCUCCAUCAUUAGCAUCAGAACAUAUUGUUGUGUCUAGAUAGCCUUGACAAGAUCGGGAGCAGGACACAUCUAGCAGAUGAUCUUUACAUAAAGAAAACUUCUACACGUUCUUCUCAGGCUCAUAGCAGUUCUCUUGCCACCCAAGCAUGAAAUGUCUAUAUAACUAGUUGCCUUUUUUGGGCUACCCAAAUCACCAUUGGCACCUGUUUAUACUACCAAGCUCAUAGUCUUUCAGUUUUAUAAUGGCAUCGGUAAUAUUGUUUGGCUGCCAGAAUGAGGAACAUGCAUGUAUUAUUCUGAAAAUAAGAAUCUGACUUUCUUCCCUUUUACGCUCCUUCAAAAUACCAUUAUCUGAACUGAGGAAUGUUAUGUAGUUGCUUCAAACACUCUAACUCCUGGCUACCUUUCUAAAAACUGCUCCUGCCGGCUGCCCCACUGAUUAGGGCUUCCUACAUCUAAUCUCACGCAAUUUGUUCCUACAGCGACAGCUUUUUGGCAUUUUGGACUCUGAAAUAAUUUGAAUAGUCCUAAUUUAUCUGGAGAUCCAUUUAGGUUUAUCUUAUACCUAGUAUACUGUUUGAGUUGUGUUUUCUACCGUUUUUUUAAUAGCUUAAUUUUAUUGCUAAUAUUUAAUACUUUAUUAAAGAGAUCUGUUUACACCUAUAGAGCUACGGGUAUUAAUUCUUGUUUGCCUCCAACCUUUGUCAUCACUGCUUUAUUAAGUUUCUCUCCUUAGUAUAAAAGAGAUGGGGACAUUGCCACUGACAUUGACAGAGUGUUGCCUGUUCCCUCCCACUGGUCUUAUUGACAUAGAUUUAUCUUCUAUUGCGAUUUGAUAUAAAUUAUUCUUAAAAUCCUCAUUCUCGUGCUACUUCCUCAUUCCCUCGUUACCUAUGCAUAGGAAAACACGGGAUAAAUCACAUAUUUGUAGUUACCGUUUUAUACCUAUAUAAAUGAAAUGAUAAUACAUAAUUUAAAAAUAAAGCAUUGCGAAAAAUAAUAAAAAUGCUAGGUCUGCUAAGUUGUUUUGUUUUUUCUUUUGCAUGCGCCACUUGAUCAAAAUGCAAGCAGUGACCUGUUCUUCCAAUAUGUUUAUUAAAUGUAAUCACAUUUUUUGACAAAUAAAAUCACAUUUAAAAAAAAAAAAAUGUAUUCUAAUUUUGGUUUUUCUGCAAAUGCGUAUCCCUAUUUUGCGCCAAUGGGGACUUUGUUAAUUUUACUUUAUCAAAAACUGAUCCUUCACUUAUGUUGACACACUUUAUACAAUGAGCAUCAGACCCGUGCCAUUCAGACGGCAGCUUUAUUUAUUUAUAUUUUAUUUUAUUGCAAAGUAAUUCUUUAGUUUUGUUGACACACUUUAAAUGGAAAAGACGCCAAUUGAUCCUGGGGGAAAACGGCUGUACUUCCUAUUCCGAGGUUUGGGAGCUGGAGAGGCCGUUGCAAGAAAAUGGAAAUGAUUUUGUUUUCAUUACCCUGGAAACUCACUUGUAACGAAAUGUAUUUACUUAGCAUCUUCUGCUUGAUCAGUGAAAGGCGGCAUGAAUUGAAUUUUCUUUCUCGAGGAAACAAUAACCCAUUAGAUAUUUGUUAUUAGUUUACCAUCAUUAUGGUUUACGAUGUUCCAAAGUCUAUUUGAAAUAAAUCUAUAUUUUUGUUCUUCAUUUUUCAUAACCGUAAAAAGUAUCUGACAAUAAAUCUUGGUGUUAUCACCUUAAACAACUGCUGCUGUGAAUGCUUUAGGGCUGGAGUGAAUAAUGACUUCUGGCAUUCUCAAACAGAAAGAUUAACUUUUCCUUUUUUUCAUAUUCUCUCCAUCUGUCAGUAUUUGGCUUAAACUAUUCAGGUCUUUUUACAGCAAACACAUCAAGGUUACAUGUUUUAUAUGGUUUAAACCUAUUUUGGCUAAACCUGUUUACCAGUCAUGCACUUAGUUUGCCAUUUGUGACGUGAGUCUCUCUCCCUCAGGAACUCUUGGGAGCCAGUGAUCAGCCGAAAUACAGAAAUGGUCAGUCGUCAGCAGGUCCAGUGCUGCCAGCGAUUGGUCCAGCUCUGCAAAGAAUGUCUGCUGGUAGUCUACAAAUAUGCAACAGAUUCCAGAGGCGUUAACACAGACCGAGAUGACACAAGGUAUUCAUUAGCAAGAAACCUUUCCACAAUAAAUUGUCUUACUGUCAAGACAUAAAGAAAUAAAACAUAUUUAUACAAUUUUAUAGCCAUGAAUUAAUGGGGAAGGGGAUUAAAAUGUAUUAAAAAAAAAUCCAUUCAGCAUUUCUUGGGAAGACUGCUUCUCACAAUAUACUAAACACAUGUUUAAACAAUGAUCACAAUAUGAAUGAGCCAAAUAUUCGUAGAGACCUGUAUGCUGUUUGCUUGCAGUCUUUCCUUCCAGUGAUACAAUGUGUAACUUUUCUCCUGUGAGAUAUAAGAAAUAACAUUAAAUGUAUAAAUUGACACUGUUCUAAAACGUAGUACCUUCCACUUGGCUUCCUGUCAAGCAUAAGGGCACAAUUUAAAUUAUCAGAAAAGAUGAUGUGGUUUCGGUGCGAUCUAUUUUAUAUACAUGUAAAAGAAAACAAAACACUAAGCAUCGUAUAAAGUUAUAAAUGAUUUUCAGCAUUGUAUUGUAUGAUAUAUUUUUCCAUAAAUGUGCCCAUUACAAUUUAAAAAGUUAACAGUUUUUUUUUCAGCUAUAAAAAAGUACCCAUGAAAAAUGCAUAACUCUGUGAUCAAUAUCUUGCUUUAAAGCAGGCUUGCACAACCUACGGUCCACCAGAUGUUUUGAACUACACCGCCUAUGAUUCUUCGAAAGAAACAGAAUGUCAGAGAAUCAUGGCAGAUAGCCAGGGAAUCAUAGGAGUUGUAGUUCAAAACAUCUGUGGGGGUUGCAGGUUGUGCAGGCAUGCUUUAAAAGGGUCACUCUAAGUACCACAGCCACAACUGCUCCUUGUAGUGGUUAUGGCGCAAAGAGUAUUUACGAGCACACCCCUCCUUGUUUUAAAAAUGGUUUGACACAAGACAGAGCUCUCUCCUAGAUACUACUUCUGAACUCACCUUUACGUUUUUAUCAUUUAGAUAUUUAUUACCCGUUCUGCCACAAUUCACCAUGAAAACCUCGUCUUCCAGUCUUGGCUGCGGCUCAUCUGGACCCCCACGAUCCACCAUCUUGUUUACUUCUCAAUUUAAACCAUACUGAAGUAAAAUGAACUUGUGCAUACCCUCUGUAAAUAAUAGCUUUUUUUUUUUUUUAACCUAUUUCACAUGGUGCUAAGCAAAGCUAUAGUGUAGCACCGAUAGAAUGCAAUGAUUGUUCUGAACUAUGCUGAUUGGUUUACAAGAUUUGCAUAUGUUUUGAUUUUAAAUAGUUUGCCGGAAAUACUAUAGAUAUUUUCUUCUUAGAAAGUGUAUGAUGCAUAGGAAGACUUACUGAUUCAGUUAGAAAGCUAAUUUAUUUUGCUUGUACAAAGGAAGAUGUAAUUUAUAAUGUAUUACUGAUAUGUUGAAUGAGUAUUAGAAUAAGACUUUGGUGUACCCCAAGUACAUCAAAACUAAGAAAUUGUAAUUGUCUUUUAGUCUGCCCUCUCCCAACCUGUAAAAAGGGUUAAACACUGCUAAAUAAUAUCCAUUUGCCUUACUACAAAACAGACAUCGACUUGUACUGAUUUGAUGAUCAUUUAUCAGGUUUUGAUUUUUUUUUUUUUUUUUUUUUAUCUGCAAUUCUGCAGUUGUAACCUUUGACCUUGUGCUAGUUCACAUCUGGUCAUACUUUUUGCCAGAGACAGAAAAUGUGUAAGAUUGACUCCAUUACCUGCGUGAAUGUGCCAAUCGUUAUUAUUUUUAAACAGAAUAAACUUUUAUUUUUUUUAGCUUUACUAAUUCUAUGAUGCAAUUAUGUCGGGUUUUUUUAAAGCAUAUUAAUUAUGUACAUGAAUUUACAAAUCCAGUUAGAGUUUAACACUCAAUGACGUGUAAUUGUAUUUCUGGGUCCUAUUUUAUCUAUGUUUGCUGCAUAUUUUGUAAUUGCCAAGUUAACACCAAGACAUUGACAUGGAAAUGUUGCCAUUUUGGCUUUCUUUGUCUGCAACAUGCAGAUUCUGAUGAGCACCUGUUUGUAGAAUGUGUUAAACAAAACAAAAAAUGUUUAAAUCCUGAAAAGGCACAAAACAACCGCUCAAAAUAAUUAACUCUAGAUGCCAUUCAUUCUGCUUUCCUUAAUGUGAGCGUUCUUGUGGAUAUAGCUUAUCCAGUGGUUCCCAAACCAGUCCUCAAGGUACCCCUACCAAUCCACGAUUUAGGGAUUACCCAGUUGUUGUUGUUUUUUUCUUUAAUAAAUGCUGGACUGAUAGGGGUGCCUGGAGGACUGGAGAUCUGAUUUAACAAAAUUUUCAUAAACAGUGGUUUUAUUUUUUGUUGUUGUGUUUUUUUGUUUUUGUUUUUUUAUCGGAUUUCACGACUUGAAUGAAUCAGAAUGGAAUCAAAACAGAAGGUCUUAUUGUAGGCAUCGAUAUUGUAGGCAUUGAUAUUUAAGAAGAUUGAUGUAUUGCGCAUGGCAUAGAUAUUACAUAACAUCCCUUUUAAUUAUUUUUCAUGCUCCAUUGUCUACUUUUUGAACGUCCCAUAUAGCUGAGAAAAAGCACAGAUUGUAAAUAAGUUGCAUGAUGUUUCACUUAACCAGUAGCAUAAGUUUUACGAAGGCAACAGAGUGUGGAUGAGAAGUAUCGCCAAAUAUCUACAAAGUGUCAUUUUAAUACUGUUCUGAACAUCCUCAGGAUUAAUAAAACGUUACCUUUUAACAUAUAGAACAUGAAUGCAACCAAAAAUAUUAUUUUACCUGAAAUAAAAGAAAAAUAAAUAAAAG